This is a messenger RNA of Coregonus sp. 'balchen', 46209 nucleotides long. Lineage: Eukaryota; Metazoa; Chordata; Actinopteri; Salmoniformes; Salmonidae. The record is from the annotation of a GenBank genome assembly.
AUGCCACUCCAGGGAGAUACUGGGGAGAAGAGUGUGGCCAGAGCCGACACCACUGUCAGCACCUGUGUGUGUGUGUGUGUGUGUGUGUGUGUGUUUGUGUGUGUGUGUCAGAAAGAAAGAAAAUAAAUAGCUUUUUUUUCUUCUACUUAAUUAUUCACUAAGAUAUGUACACUUGAGGUCUCCCAGUCAAUAAUUUAUAUAGGUCACCCAUCUUUGCAAAGCUUGUUUUUAGUUAUUAGCAGAUUAGGGGAAAAUGGCUUGUUAAGUAUGGGCUGUGUUUAGUUUACCAGUGUAUUUGUGGACUGGAAUGUAUUCCAUGAGCAUUCAUCCUUAGCCAAACUUUAAUAGACAUUGAUAUGAGCAGUUUGUUAAUGGCCAUGUUUUUCUUUUUUGUGUUUAUUGACAUGGUAAUUAGCUGAGUGAGGUGUUAAUCCUGAUUUAAAGGUUUAUUUUCAUGUCUGAAAGUAUUACAUAGUUAUGGCUUAUCUGAAACAGGCUUGACUUGGUUAGUGUAUUAUCAGACAAUACAGUCAUAUUUAUCACGGUUUAAAUAUUUUUUAUUUCAAAACCAGGAAAAACACAUGUAGACAUGUUUUAACAUUCUAUUAUCUCUCGCCUGUGCAGUUCAUACAUAUCCAGUAGGGGGCAGAGUCCUGUUUUCACAUUUUUUCUCUUUUAUAUACUAGGUGCACAUGGGUGUUUAACCAUGUGAUGAUAUUAUGACAGCUAAUUCCUCUUAUCGUGAGUAGUGAUAUCACCAAAGGUAGUACUAUCUGUUGUGUAGUGAAGUAUUAGGACAAGUGGUUUUAGUAGUUAGAGGCAAAAUCAUGUAUUUUGUUAGAUGUAGUGUCAUCGAAGAGUACGUAGAGUUUAUUGCUUAUGUUUACAAUUUAAGCACAAAGGGCAACUGUUAAAGAUACCCUGGACAAAGAAAGUGGUGAUAUAGUUCAUGGUAAAGCAGUUUCUUACUAAGUACACACAAACUUAAAAAACUAAACAAAAAAAACAACAAACGACACAUGUAUAAUAAAAAGCAUUUAUUUUAGACUGAAGUGCUUUUUUAUGGUAUUGGCAACAACAACAAAAAAAGCAUCUCAAUUGUUUGUUGGCUGUUUGUUGUCAUCAGAAUAUAAAAUGAGUUUUGGCUCUUUGUCCUGGCGCUGUAAACAAUUCCAUUUACCAGAACAAUAAAGUGUCUGAAUGCAGGCUAGUUUCUUUCUUUCAGCUGGAUAGCUGUGUUUACUUAUCUGUUGUUUAAUUAAAGGGCCUCUUUUCUUUAGGUGCCCAUUGUUUCAAUAGCCCGGCCGGAGUUUCAGCAUGGGUCAAAGGGUUAACAGCCGUCAACUGUGACUUUAAAAAAAAGGGGCCCCACACAAAGGCAUGGUUCCACCUGCAGCUCGGCCUGAGGCUCCCUAUUGUGUAGGCCAUUUGAAUUGAUUAUGUUUAGGGGGCUGGUUGUGAUUGGUGGAGAAGGGCGUGGUUGAUUGGAUAGUUUUUUAUCUUGUCAGCCAGGGAGCAACCUUGUGCGUGCAAUCUGUCUGUAUCCCGAGGAAGGCUGGAGACGCCACAGCACAGCAGUGUCCGCUUGCCUCUCUGCCUGCCUUUCUGCCUCUCAUUCGCUCUCUCUCGUGCUCCUCUCCGCUCCACUCCACACUGCACGGCCCAGCUCUCUGUUUACCCUGCCAGCUAAAUGGAGUUUGUCAGGUUUGUCAAUAUGAUUGAUUCUGCAAUUUUGCCAGCUUUCUUGUGUAAAACUUGACAAUUUAAUUUGUCCAGGGAAAAGAAAAGAGGGCUUUUGUCUAUCUGUUGUUGAUGUUCUAUCAUUGUAACUGGUACAUUUUAUCAUGCAGUUUGUUUAAGGGGAGAAUAGAUCCAGGUUUUAGUGUGUUCUGGAGAUAGUGACAGAGUACAGGCUUGCCCUAAAGGCUGUUACACUACAAGCAUGUGUGAUUUGUGUGGAAAUGCUGUGGGUAUGUGUUUACUUGCUGUUAGUUGCUGAUGCCAUUCAGAGAUAGAGUUUUCCUUUGCUGAAAUGUGCUUCAACAAAUGAAACGUUAAAGUGUUUUGUUUAUUUGUUUGUGUAUUUAGUUACACUUUACAUGAACUUUCACUUUACAUGAAGUUGCUCCAAUGCCAGUUUAGAUAUACUGUAGUAACUAUUCGAGUUGUGUUGGUUUUGUUUACAGUACUGACGCUGUACUAACCUGAUAAUCAGGAUCUGGUACUAAAGUAUUUGUUGUUGAAAUAUGGAAAGUUCUAGGAAAAGCAGUGGGGCAUGUUUCUAUUUGAGCAUUAAAGUUGUUUAUCACAUAUUAGUAUUUUGUAUAUUAUACAUCCCAGUGUGUAGUAGUAACAAGCACAUGUAGCCCUCAGCUUCAGUAGCGCAUGCUGUUGUUGUUUAGUGGAAAAGUGUUACAUGAGAUAUUCACAGUUUGUGUGUGUGUGUGAGCUGUGUGUGUGUGAGCUGUGUGUGUGUGUGCCGCUCAGACUUGGUUCCCACUCCAGGCUAUCGACAGUGUUCCUGUCAAGUGAGGGAGGCAGUGAGGUGAUGGGGGGUUGUUCCUCUCCUCACUCUGUCACUUGAAAUUAAGGGGAGAGGGAGGCACAACUCUACAUUUGACGUCGUCACUACAUAACCAUUUUAGCCAGACUCAAUCAUUCUAAAUGUCAGCACUGACAUUUUUCCAGAAAAGUUGUUUUGUGUGCGUGUGCCCACGCGUGUGUUGUAAAGGGGGUGGGGAAUGGAAAUGAGUGGUGAAGUUGAACCUCUCUACACCAACUUCCCCCUAUUUCCCUGGUGGUACAUUUGAACCACACGAAACACCCCUUAGGUAUUAGACUGAAGACAGUUAUUGACUUUGUGGUGCUGGUUUAACUUUUAAUGAUGUGAGAGCCUCCAGAGUCUUCCAAAAUGACAUUUUCAAUUAAUAUAUUAAUGCAUGCUUUAAAAAGACCCACAUUUUCCUCACUUUUAGGGCUAGUGUUUUCACCCUCUACCCCCUCUGCCAUGUUUGUACUGAGCACCAGACUGUGUCUGAGGAGCCCUGGCAUUGGGGGGGAGUUUUCAGCAGCAGCGUGUGUCGUGGUGGUAGAGUGUCUGGCAGAGAGGGGCCGGUGGAGGUACACAUUAGAUGUGAAGUCUAAACAGCCAGUGUGCACCGUAAUGCUGUGCAGCUGCACCGGCCGGGCUGGAGUUGCAUUUUGGGAGAGCUGGAGUGCGAGCUGAUUGGGUUGACAGUUUGUAAUCAAAGUUGAUUUAUUGUUCAUUAGUAGUGCAUUAGCCCUUUUAGGCAGGGCCGUUAUUUGUGCAGUGGCCUGUCAAGGGGAGAGGCUGCCAGCACCUGUCAUUUCUAAACCAUGACAUAGGCAACCAGAUAUUACCCUGUACCCAGAGAGGGGGGCGCGGGGCCAGCGAGAGCCCACAGUGCUCUGGGAUAUCCUUUACUGGACUGGCCACUGCUUUGCAGUGUGGAGUGAGUGAGGGGGAAUAGUUUAGCGAUGAUAUAGAAAACCACCAGCUGCUCUCUGCUGUUGCCGCUGACUCCUCGCUGGAUUGAGGAACGUUUUGACUUGAAAAUAGCUUUUGUUCAGUUUCAAGGUGCAUUACUGCUCAGUGCGCUUGUUCAAAGCGUGCCUCCAUUUCAGAUAGGCAAAUUAAGUCAACACCAAAGAUGUUAUGUAUUUCAACGGGUAGAGAUAGUAAGUUAACAGUAUGAUUACAUGGUGUAUAGACAGUGGUAGGCGUAACAAAAUAAUAACUAGCCUAUAUUUGCCACUGUCCUGCUCUGCUAGAACGCAUUAUGUGAUACUGUUGAUUGCUGCUGGGCUCCUCAAAGAAAAAAAGAAAAAAUUUGUUUGUCAAAGUAGUUGUGGAAUAAUUCAGUAGGCUGUACCCAGAUAUAAGCACAGGCAUAUGUGUUGGAUCUAGAUUUAUCUCUGGAAGGCAUUCACACAUACUGUAAGCCAGCUGCUGACUUCUCCCUUUUAAUUAUUAUUAAUUGGCCACAUGGAUUUCUAACUCACAAAAGACAACAACACAAGCCGGCGUAAAAAAGCAACACAAUUUGUGGCCCCUUGUCUGCCGUCAUGGAAACAAGGAUUAGGUUUGCGUUGCUGGUGUGCAGAGAAUGGAAACAAUCUGCAUGAGUAUGUGUCAGGCAUUGUCUUUGGGUAAAUUUUCAUUUGAAGGGGAUUUUAAAGGCUGUGAUCUUAAUUAAAUCUCAACUGACUCAAAUAAUGCAUCUGAAGGCACGCAGUGUUGCGUAACGGUGCUGAGCUGGUAAACCAUAAAUCACGCACACAGAGGGACGAAGGAAGAGAACAGAAGAGGGGGUUCUGGUGUUGUGUGGUGAUGCACGCGCCAGGUCUACGACAAGGUGAAUGGUCUGGUGAAUGGUGCUAUUGUUGGCAGUAGAGUUGUCAUAUUGCAUAUUUUAUUUUUGUAAAACUUGUCUCAAACUUGCCUGGUAAGUGCCUGCAACUCUACAUAUGAGGGAGUGGCUUGAAAUGUCAGAACGUGUGAGAUGUUAUCAGUGAAAAUGGAAACUUGAACCCUCAUUUAAAAAAUGAGUAAUUAGUGUUAUAAACUUUGCUGGAUUUCAGCGUUUUGAAUUUUUUGUCACUCAGUUCAAAACAUAUCUCACAUAAUUGUACACAGGUGAAGUGUCAUAAUUUUUAUUAUAUCACAUCAUUUUAGUGCAAAUAAUUUUAUUGCAAUACAGACGUAUCUCUAUCAGUGAAUACAGUGGAACAUAAAUACACUGAAAGAAAUCAUCCUCUAAUGAAGUAAUAUACUCUCACUACAGGCAACUACAGGAGAUGGCCCCCAGUGAUCAUAUUUAGCUGUGUGAUGACUAUCUGUUUGAAUAGCAGAGGUGUUACACAUACUCUCUGUUCCUCUCAAUUCCUGAGACAGUGUUUAGUGUGUGUGUCAGGGUGGGGACCAUGCCCUCUGCUCUGUGCUCAGCAGUGGGCACCUGCAGUGGCGGACUCCCUGAGUGUGGGAAAGAGCCGACACCACGCAGCUCAGCUGUUAUAGUUAGGGUGAGAGGCUCGCUCACUUCUCCGUGUAGUUUGUUGGUUUUACGGAACGCUGGCCCAGCUUUGCUGAAAACUUGUUUGUUUGUGGUUUAAAAGUUAAUUAAAAUGCAAUCUUAAGUUUUGUUUUUACAGUUGCUGCGUAUCGUUACGAUCCCCUUGCAGAAUAUAAAUAGCAAAUGGGGAGAAUAUGUGACUGUGAUUAUCCUGUUUAUCUGAACUGUAAACGUUUUUUAAAGCAGUUUGAAUUUGGAUGACAGAGAGGAAUUAGUGAGGGUUAACUGAAUCAGGAUGGGUAGCUUUGUCGCUGUGUGUUCAUUGUCAUGCAUGUUGUAGCCUGGGACUUCAUACAUUGGUUAUUGUUUAAUAAUAAUAAUAAUAUAUCCAUCUAUCUAUAUCUAUCUAUCUAUAUAUCUAUAUAUGUGUGUAUAUAUAUAUAUAUAUAUAUAUAUAUAUAUAUAUAUAUAUAUAGAUAGAUAGAUAGAUAGAUAGAUAGAUAUAGAUAAUAGUAAUACACACAAACAAAAAUACACCAAAAUAAAAUGUAAGAAACAGAUAUUAUUUUGUUGACCCUUUUUUCCCAGCAGAGAAAAUGUGCUUGACAUAUUCUCCAAAGCGUUAUCCACCUUCAAUAUUUCAAUAAACCUAAACGAGACAUGAAAAAAUGAGUCAUUCCGAUCUUGUCGAGGACUAAUUAUGUUCAUGCAUCACUUCAAUGCAAUGCCUCCCAUGAAAUCCUCAUUUCGGAGACAUUUUCAUGCUCGAGAUUAUAUGCUAUUCAAGACAGAGCGCCAUUACUAUUCCAAUGUCUCAGGCCAAGGUAAACCAACAGCAUCAAACAGGCUGGUUUCUAUGAUUUCUCAAGGGCUUGUUAUUUUCUACUUCUACAUUCCAUUUGAUGUCCUUACAAAACAAGAUGACACCAGGGAGCAAGAUAUAAAAGUUAGAUUUUUUUUCCUUUUCAUCUAACCUGUUCCUUCAUGGCCAGUUUAAUAUCAGCCAUGGUCUCAUUGAAGUUGGCCUCUUUUUCCUCUUUCUAUUCUCCUUAAUUGCCCCUGUAUCACCAGGAGGGGGAGGGAGGCUAGCCUUAUGCCUGGAUCUGCUUCCUCUCUCUCUCUCUCUCUCUCUCUCUCUCUCUCUCUCUCUCUCUCUCUCUCUCUCUCUCUCUCUCUCUCUCUCUCUCUCUCUCUCUCUCUCUCUCUCUCUCUCUCUCUCUCUCUCUCUCUCUUUCUCUCUCUCUCUCUCAAUUCAAUUCAAUUCAAUAGACUUUAUUGACAUGGCAAGUAAAAUUACUUACAUUGUCAAAGUAUAGAUAUAACAAAAAUGGUGGGACCAACAGCAAUAAUAAUAAUAAUAGUAGUGGAAAUGGGAUUACCAUUAACAGCAACUACAACAACAACUCUCUCUCUCUCUCUCUCUCUCUCUCUCUCUCUCUCUCUCUCUCUCUCUCUCUCUCUCUCUCUCUCUCUCUCUCUCUCUCUCUCUCACCACACUUUGACCUUUGCCUUCUGGGGGAACGCUGGUCGGAGAGCGUUUUCAUUAAGUGUGAAUCAGUGCAUUUCCAACAUCGUCAGAUCUGUGGGCAAUAUUUCCUCAUUAGAAAAUAAUUUCCGUGGAUGUUCUCGGUGGUGGCGCACAAAGAGAAGUUGGCUUAGUGUCCUUUGAAGGCAGCAGUCCUAACCAGAGCAGAGUGCAGUCCUAACCCAUCACUCUGUGCUGUGCCUUCCUUUCACUCUGAACAUGCUCCUGCUCUGUUCUCCAAGCAGCACGGCAUCAGACGGUGCCUGCUACGCUAACCUCCUCUCUUAGGAGCAACUAAAAAUGCAUAGUUUCAGAACUAUUUUUGUAAAUAGAUUAUAUUUUAGAAAUGUGGCUAACCUGUUGUAUGUUACUGUCAUGAUAAUAAUGACAGAUACAUAAGGGAGCGGUAUUACUGCUGUAUUUGCAUUGGACAGUGGCAAUUUAAACUGUCACAGUUUGCAUCUUUGAAAGCAGGAAUAAAUAACACAAUUCGUUUUUUUACCGGAUUAAAAAUAGUCUUAGUAUUUGUUAUUAAUAUCGUUGUAGUUACAUAUUGUAAAAAGUGAUGCUCCAGAACUUUUGUAUAAUUUCAGCCAUUCAAUUUAAAGGUGGUGCUCAUGAUGUGUCCCCGUGUACUACCCCUUUCAAUUGUGUACUAUGUCAUCCAUUUCGUAUGAUAUGUUACGUCCUGCCAAAAAAUAAUGUGUUUUUUGGGGGUUGCAAUUCAAAUGAUAUGUUAUGAAUCCAAUUCGUACAAUAUGUUACGAAUUUGUUGUGCUAUAGUUUCCGGACUGCAUGUUUAACUAUACGUGUGAGUACACAUGCUGUAUGGACUUUAAGUGCUUGUGUGUGCAAGUUUUUUAAUGCUUAUGUGUGUGUGUGUGUGUGUGUGUGUGAGUGAGUGUUGGCCAGCAGGCCUGCACUGGUAUAUUGCCUACAGUCACACUGCAGCUGUGUGAGAAUGUUCCAGGCUUGAAUGUUUAUGUACGUGAGGCACCUGGAGAGCGCCACGCCUUACUGAAAUCCAUAAAUCCUAUAAACUCUCCUAUUCUCUUUUAAUUAACCAGACAGACAGAGAAUUCUCCCUCAGACUCCCUUUAUAUGUACAUAUAUUUCUUUGAAUCAUCUGGAGUCAUGAUGUUAACCAGAGAUAAGGGAGUGUGCCAUAUGGAGAGCAUUCUAAAUGGAGACUGGCGGCCCGUGUUUGCUUUAAAUAGGCAUGAUACACCAGCCAGGGCCAUAUUUUUCACUUAAAGUGCUCCCUCCCACCCUUCCCCUCAAUAGCCCCCUGUCUUAGGCAGAUUUUCACUCAUUCAACACAGGAUUAAAUGGUAGAAGUUACAAUGAUCAAUAGGUUAAGAACCGUACAAUCCCUCUCACUGCUAAUGACCUCAGUAGUAAUGGGUAAUAAAAUGUUGGCUGUAAUAGCCUCUUGCCAUGGCUUUGCCUGCCGUCUCUGGGUGUCUAACAGUAGUUACAGUGGACCAGACCCCGCAAUCAUGACAGGGAGAGGUGUGAAGCUUCCUGAACCAGAGGAUGUGUUGCUCAAGGUGUAAAAAAAAGAAGAAGGAAAUUAAUUGAAUGAAAUUCCAAUGCAAUUUGUAAUGAAAUUGUCAGUUAUUGAGAAGUGUGAAAGUGAUUAAAAUAUUGUGUUAAUUCUAUUUCUCUACACUGGAUCUCUAUGUUAGACUCUAUAAAACAUGUACUAUUGAAUAUGCAUAAUAAAAACCGGUUAAAUACAUGUGAAAAUAACCCUGGCUACGUUUACUGCCCGUAAAAGUAGAGCAUGUCAAAUCUGAAGUAGAUCGUUUCCCUCAUGUAAUUUAAUAUAAAACAUCAAAGAAGAGUCAUUAUUAUUUGUCCUUGGUGUGUGUGAGGUAAUUGUCAGUGGUGCUGAGGCGGUUUUUAACGGCAGGUCUAUAUCUAUCGCAUCACGUAGAGGGCUUAUACUGUAUCAAGACACGCUGCCUGGUUGACCUUCAAAAUAGUUCAUCAAAAUUAGUGAUGCUGAGAAAAAAGGACAUCAGUGUAUAAUGACUGUGAAAUUAGGAACGGGAGCCUUGGCUAUGCAAAUGACAAGCCAAAUGAAAAAGUCAAGAUGGACUGCAUAUUAAGACGUAAUACGGAAGGAAUUAAUAUUGCAUUUUCAUCCUCUCGCCACCUCGUACUGAAAAUGAGAAAUGUUAAGUGCGUUGGGUCUUGGGUGGAGCAAAACCUCUUGAGUUUCCCCUACAGGAGGACAAAACGACUCUAAUCGCGUAACGCAGUUCGGAGCACCUCUCAAUGAAGUUUACAGAGAGAAUCAGCGUCAGCGCCACAGCGUCCUGUUUAACACUACUGCCCUUUCCAGCGCUGUGAGAGUACAAGCUGCUCAUUAUGACCCGUUUUAGUUUUGUUUUAUGUUCCAAUGUGGAAAAUGAAUAAGGUGAUAUGCAUGCUGCAGGUGUCAGAGAACACCCCACCAGCUAGAUAGAUUCCAAACAGCUACAUCACAUUCAGAGAUGCAUGAAAAAUUCAAAGGACCGUCAUUAGCUAUGAGGACGUGAUACAAUUUGGGUAACCUUGGCGAAGACAGACUGUCACCCCUAAUGUCCGCUCUAUCAGCCGGGCGACAUUAGCCUCAGAGACGCAGAGCACAGUUCUACCACACACACCACGACAUGUUAACAGCUGCAAAUGUGAGACGCUAUCAAGUAUAUCUCAGUAGCUGUUUGUCACUAAAAUGUCAGCGAAAGGGGCUUUUAAUGGUAUGGCACAUCACAGCUGUGAGUGGCAGCAUCCAGACACUCUGGGAAGCCACAAUGCCGCCGGAGCAAUUAAGGCAGCCUGACAACUGUGGGGCUCUCUCAGUGUCAUAACAAAUCACUUGUUUUGAAGAGUCAUCCACUCACACCUUUUUGUUAGGAGUUAGUUAAGGGCCUGUGUCAGUGUGUGCCCUCCUCAAGGCAUGGCGCCAGCGUUUUAUUUCUACGUUAAAUAAAUUGCCGUUGACAAUAUUCUAAUGAAAUGCUCUCAUAUGACAUGGCUUAUGUACAAAGAGAGCUAUUGUACCUACAGUGUGUGGCCUAUCUUUGCAUUUUCUGCUAUUUGCAGAUCACCUCAAAUGAUCAGCUUAAGAAAGCAUCAAAACAGAAGCAAUCAGACCUUGGACAGCCUUGUGCUAGGUGUGUGUGUGUCUGGAGAGGGCUGUUGUGCUGAAGGUCGGAGCCUGUAGUAGAUUCUCCACAGGCUUACUGCAAGCCUGGCUGUCUCGUGUCAUUACAGCUCAGGGGGUGUAGCAUCUCUCGCUGUGAUGACACUCCAGGUGAUUUCUCCAGUACAGACCAGAGGGGUUGAGGGGCUGGGCUAUCCUUAGCUGUCUCUUUUGAGUAGCUGUGUUGGUGUGUGUAGCCCCUGACAAUUAGUCUGGUUGACCUGCUGUAGUCUUUACCGUCUCUGCUUGUCCGAUUGUCCCUAGUUACAAUAUUCAUGAAAACAAAAAUGAGCUUUUUGGUCUUAAUUUACAAUUAUGCUUAGGCAUAAGGUUAGCAGUGUUUAAGAAUAGAAAUUGUAGCAAUAGCAAUAUGACUUUGUGGCUGUGUUAACUAGUGACAAGCUUGUUGUCCUCCAGUUCUCUUUCUUUGCUGUGGUCAUCUAAUCCUAUAAAUCAUGUAUCCUGGCUAUGUCAGUCUUUUGCUGUACCACUGUCUCUCUCAUAGACCAGGUUAGUGACUGAUCUGUCCUUAAUGUCUCCUCUGUGUAUCUCUUAUAGGUUCCAGUCUCAGUGGCUAUGAUGACACCCCAGGUAAUAACUCCCCAGCAGAUGCAGCAGAUCCUCCAGCAGCAGGUCCUGAGCCCUCAGCAGCUCCAGGUGCUCCUGCAACAGCAGCAGGCCCUCAUGUUACAACAGGUAAAUGCAUGGGACACACAUACGACACACAUGCAGUACAUAGAACACAUCAACAUCCCCACACCAACUACCAUAUGAACAGUGUUUUAAAGGGAAUGAUCUACAGUGCACUAGCAUUCCUUCUGAACAUGAAACUGUAUCAAAUAUAGAACAGCCAGAGUGUUGAAAGUAUCCCACGGCCCACUGCUGAGUUUAGCUUGGCCCUGAUACAUUGAUUGGUUGGUGAGCUCUCACUCAGACGUAGCUCCGAUGUCUUUUGCAGCAGCAACUCCAAGAGUUCUACAAGAAACAGCAGGAACAGCUCCACCUCCAGCUCCUCCAGCAGCAGCAUGCGGGCAAGCAGAGUAAAGAGGUAGGCUCACUACGCUGACAUCAUCACCAUCAGCACCGCUGCACGCCGCUGCCUUACUCAACUCACGUGUUGCCCCGGCAGUAAGAGCCUCAGCCAAGCUCAGAGCAGAGCAUGGAAGGCAUUUGUUCUCUCCCUCUCGCCAUCUGUUCAGAGGCUGUGGUUUUUAAGAAGAAGAAGAAAAAAAGAGAGUGAAAGAAUCAAGUGCACUCAUGCUUCUGAUUAGCAUGUCAGGCUCUCUGGGUAAAUACCAGUAAUAACUUUAUAAACUAAGAAUACUGAUGAUUCCUCUUCUUCCAGGGACUGGGGCUGGUACUGCUGCUCAGGCGAUGUUUGUGCAGUUUUUUUCUUCUUUUCGCUCCAGUAAACAAGGGUCCUACAACAAAGUGUGCCCUUCGUAUGAGCGCCCUUGUAGCCAAUAAUCAAAGGAAGGGGAAAAGAAAGGCUGAAACGUCGAGCAUAUAAAUCUGAGAAGCUUCCUUGGUAAUUAGCAUGGAAACGGCAAUUGGAGAGAAUGCAUGUAAUUGUGAGAUAUCAGUGCAGGGAGUGCUCCCAGCCUUGUUGCCCACGCUCUCCUUCUUCCCCUGGCUCAUCAGCGGCGGCUCAAUGCGUGUUAAUGACUCGCAGAUACAGGCAUCACUCUGGACAAAGGAAUGAUUAUUGUGCGGUCAAACGAAAUUCAAAGACAAUCAGGGAAUUUUCUCUCUUUUCCCCUCUGAGAGCCACGUUUGGGGAGGGUGAGAAAAAAAGGAUAUAAAUUAAGCCAAAUGUUAAAAACACACUCACACACGCUCGCGCACAAACGUGAACGAACAAACACACAUGCUCACACACACACUGUCGGAGCUACCGACUUCAAAGUCCCAGCUCUCUAAUUAAUGAACUGCAGGCUUCAAUUUGGACAAGUUGUGGUGUGAUGCUCCCAUAAAUCAACGUGACAGCAGAGCUCCUUGGCCUCAGAUAGGGCCUGUCACCAAGUCGCAUCUGAUGUAAACACGACUCGAACUGGGGGGGGUUGUGCUAGUCAGAAGGAGGUGCAAUUGAUCAGCUGAACAGAGUGUUAAAAAAACAACUUUUGAAGCGUAUUAUGUAUGAUCACAGGAAAUGGAUGCAGCCUCGAGAGGCUCUCCUGCUCUCCUAUGUGUUGCGCCCCCCCCCAAUUGCAUUUCUAGCUGCUGCAGCCAUCAAAAGACAGAAUAAGAAUUGUGCCGCGACUCCCCCGUGGCUGGCAGACAAUAACCCCCUGUUGUUGCUUUGUGCCUCUUUUAUUUUAAAGACAUCAAAAUUUAGUUUUUCAAAGAUCUUUAACUUUAUAUUUGAAGCUUGACAAUAAAGGGCUGCCACUGCCACUCUGUAUCAAUUGUCAGGGACUGUAUUUUUCUCUCCCUCGUGCCACUUCUUGUUAACCUCUUAUUUGGUCUAUUGAGCUGGGGGUUUUAAUGUGUCUGCACGCUGGGAGAGCACAGGAGCUGCUGUCAGCUGAUGAGACCACAAGAAAGAAAUCUGAUGGGGAGAGAGUUAAAUUCAUUUAAUUUCUCAGUUUUUAAAAGCCACCCUAUAUUUAUUUAGGGCACUGAUGAAAGACAUUGUUCCCUGUGAACUCCCGCCCCCGUAGUACCAUUAGCAUCUUUGUCUUAUGCUGUCAGACAGAUGGGAGCUACAGUACAGAGAAGAGUCCUAUUGAAGACACUUUUGUGAAAAAGAAACACCAUAAUUUAUUUUUAUUUUUUAAAGGCUGUUAGAUGGGAAGAAUCACAUGCCAACUGAAUCACUAAUUAAUUACACUGAAACGUCAGUGAGCUCUUCAUCAAAUAUGCUCCAUAUAGUUUAGAACAUAAACCAUAGAAAUAGGUGUUCAUGAAUACACCCUCUCACCUAGCCCAUGCUUAAAUGCUAGUCCAUCAAUAUGACACAACAUCAUCCUGAUCAGACUAACAUUAUGAGAAGGUCUCUCCAUAUCAGACCGGUGUAGUGUACAGUACUGUGUGUGUUCAGGGCUUUAUUUUUACUGAGCUGUGGAGCAGAGGCUGGGCGUGGGGAGAUAAGGGGAGGGGAAAGGAAGCCCGGCAGACCUUUGACAGGCAGACCAGGACGGGCGGAGGAGGGGAACAUUUUAUCUGGCUAUUUCAGCGGUUUCUGAGCCGCCGGCCAGUGACCUGACAGCAGCGUUGCACCGAGACCUUUUUUGUAUGCGCUCAAUUGUGAGACGUAAACAAAGUGGUGUAUCCUGUGUUUGGUAACAGGGUGCGGUGCACAGCUUGGCAGCCCGGGUUGAUUUGAAUGCCCCCCACCCCCCCCUUGACAAUUGGCCUUGUAUACUCAUAUAUAUAGCCUAAUAUCCUGCCCUCUCCCAGGCUUAUUUUGUUUGGCUGUCCUUAUCUGUCAGAGAAAACAUAACAAGGUGAGCUUUGUCUUGAUUGAUCGUUAUCUCCAGUUGUUGUUUAAGGAAUAAUAAUCCAUAUUUUGAUGGUGACGCUGAGACUGGGGUUAAUGGUAGGGUUAAAUGGUCAGUCUCUCCACUCCUCUGUUAUCUAAACAUCUCCCCAUUUGUUUUGAUUCGAAGAAGGUUAGGGAUAUUACAUACUUUCCUUCUAUUUAUUGGUUUACACCACACUACACCACACAUCUCUCUUUCUCUCUCUCACUCUCUUUACUGCCUCACUUUACACCUUUCACUUUCUAGACCGAGGAAAUGAGUCUCUAGCUUUCCCAGAGUGGUAUAGUCAUAGUACUGUAAGAUGAACAAGACGUCUGUUCUUCAGUCACUCUAUGAUUCAAAUCAACUUGCUGCACUGGGGGGGAAAUAAACACCUCCCCAAGCUCAGUGCCGCGCCUGAGAGAGUUGUGAGACUAGCUGGUGUGGCUAUUAAACACUUUGAUUUCGUCACACGUUGUUUGCUGAAUUAUGAAUGGGUGUAAUUAAAAUACUGUGGCUCUUAUUAUGAAUGAUUAACUAUGUUGUUUCAUUGUUUGUCAUUUGCCUCCUGACUCCUCGUUAAUUAAGAGAGAGGGGGAUAUAUACUGUACCUGUCUUAAGUGUGCACAGACAAACCCACAUGGUGUGUUGAAUGUGUGAGUGUGUGUUUGUGUGUGUUUGUGUGUGGUGUGGUUCGAUUGGGAUUGUGUGUGUGUGUGUGUGUGUGUGUGUGUGCGUGCGUGUAUGAGAGAAGGUGUGUAUUUUCGUGUGAGCAAACAUACUGUAUCCUGUUUGAGAGAACAUAACAUGUGCAAAAGCACACAAAUAUUCAGACAUACAGGAUGCACUAUAUGAUCCGCAUGUGUUUGUCCACUGGUUCACUACACUAGAAUUUGCAUGUUUCUGUGUUCAAUCAAUAUGUACAAUCCAAAACAGUAUGAAAAUAAUGUACUUUUUGUUUGCUCUGGGUUACCCAUGUCCUGUUUGUGUGUUUGCUCAUGGUGUGUCUCUUUCUGUUUGUGUGUGUGUGUGUGUGUGUGUCGUCCUCAGCAGCAGCAGCAGGCUCAGCAGUUGGCCUUCCAGCAGCAGCUCAUGCAGGUCCAACAGCUCCAGCAGCAGCACCUGCUCAACCUCCAGAGACAAGGCCUGCUCACCAUCCAGCCUGGACAGACCACCUUGCCCCUGCACUCGCUCACUCAGGGUCAGUGCUCUACUGUACUGUACAACACACCUCCACACAGGGGAUUACACCUUCCCCCAGCAGUCCCCCCACAAACAUACACACACAAACGCUAAAAUACCCUAGACUCGCUUUACCCCAAUGAAAUAUCGUACUGCAUCUGCCUUGACUACAGUAUACAACUCAGUUUAGAAGUGUUUCCCACCUACCCCCUUGUUUCAUUUAUACUGCAUGUAGUGUGUUCCUCCCCUGUUACUAUCAUGGUGUAUAGAUUCCCCCUUUCCUUCAGCCUCUGUCUCUGGACUCUCCAUUCAUACCUUUCUCUUAGAAUGGCAUCAUACUGGGUGUUGGCCUAGUGGCAAUCCCUCCUAAGCCCAGAGGAAGACUGGAACCAUUGUUACUAAACUGCCACUGAACCUCUUAUUGUGAAAUCUCCCAUAAGGGUAUGGUGGUGUGAGUCAAUACUUGUUGUUAAGCCAGGAAGUUUAUUUCUUAAUUUGUUUAUUAAUAUUUUCUUAAGGAGCAGCCCAAUGACAAAGACUCAUUCAUAGCGUUUUGGAACAUGACAUAGACUAUUCAUUCCACACUAAGACAAACAGUUUUGAAAUAACAAGAUAAGGCGAUAAAAUGGGAAGGGUGGGGGAACUUAGGUAAUAAGCAAACCAAAACAGGGUUUGUUCAGUCAUGUUAUUGUUUGGACUGUAUGGGAUCACUCAUCCACUGGCAGAUGAUUGCCAUAGGCACAGGCGGGGACCACCAAUGUGCUGUUAAUGUACGUUUAUGAAUUACCUUGUGUCGGAUAUCUGGCAAACAUACGCCCUGUGAGUAAAGCAUUGCCCUAGCGAUAUGGCAGCUUGCUGUUCUUUAUGGAAGUGCACAACAGUUACUGGACAUCCUGUUGACUCUUUGCUUAUGCUUAGUGUCAUCAAAUACCUCUAAGGCCAUCUCAAACAGGAUACAGUAACCAUACACUCUUUGUUUGUUCAGCCAUGUUUUUUCAGAUGACAGUUUAAGAUACAAAUAAGGUAUCGUUUCUCUUUGUUAUUAUUUAUACAAACUGAAAUGAGGAAUUGAAUCUUACCGCACAGUAUGUUGGUUGGUUUCAGUAUUUUACUGAGUGGUACUUGGUUAGGCUGCCCUUGGAAACCAUUGGUGGUUAACUCUAUGUAAGACAGCUGUUAAAACACUUACCAUCAGGCUGAGUUUCCCUUCCUAUUCUACAUAUGUUCUGCUUGACUGUUUGAAGUUAUUCGUUUGGGCUGAGGCGAUGAAUUAGGAUGACUUUUAUACACAGAGGCGAUGAUCAGACAGAUCAGCCUUAUUCCCCUUUAUUCCAAAUUCAGAAUCAAAAUCAAAUGAUUUGAAAAAUUCAAUCUCUCAUGACAUUAUAAUUGUAUUGUACUCUCCCAUGCAUUCAUGGUGUUCUGAGAUAAUAGAUUUCACAAAAAUGAUUUUAACAGCUCUGAAUGUUUUAGAAGGAGGCAUGUCAUUUAUACUUUGAAAAUAUUGUACAUGUAUAACAUGGUUUAUUUUAUUUUGUGUUGUUUUGUCUCAUGCUUACUGGAAUUGUUGAUAGAGACAGUAUAAAACAUUUUCAUUACAAAUUGACAUGAAGAAUUACAUUGAGUUAUCAUUUAAAACCAAAAUGUGAAGGAAGUAAUUGAGUAGAAGCUUGAAGAGUGCUAUUUGGAUGACAACCAGUUGUUCUCUUUAUCUGAACCUUAAUUUGUUUCUCUCGCGGUAAAUUCUUUUGACAUUAAUGUUCAAAGUCUUGGAAGCGGUCAGACAGUAUCUGUUAUAAAUUACAAUAAUGUGUUUGGGGAGGAUAUAACUCCCAUAAAUAUAAAUUUGAUCCAGCGCCCCCCUCCCCUCCUUCCCCCAAAAGCCUCUCCUCUUGACCUGUGGAGCAUGAGAGAGACGGCAAUGUUCGCUCCACUCUGUUCUCUCAGGUGCAGCUGCCAGGUGUGUGUGUGUGUGCGUGCAUGUGUGCGCGUGCGUGCGUGUGUGUGUCGCUGCUUGCCCCUCUCUGCGCCUGCCCUGAUUGGCUAAAGUGUCUUUUGUGGCCCUGUGGCCUCCCAGGCGGCCAUGUAACAGACUGACCUCUCAUCGCUGGAGAACAUCAGUUAAGUUGUCCAAGAGAGGGCAAUGGGACAGUGACAGGACAAAUUUGUCGGUAAUAUGAAAGCAAAGAAUGUGGCGAAGCAUGAAGCUGUUCUCAGUGCAGCAGCGGCACAUCAGGGACAGCGGUAGGUAAUACGCUCCCCCAGUCAGUGAUUGAUUUGGCCAGCAGCGCGACACUGGUAAUAGUUCCUACAGCAUUAGGAGGUAACAUAUUUUAGGCCUAAGGGGUGCAUAUCACUAGGCCAGUGAUUACAGGAAUAUAAACAGGGGUGCACCAGAGGUCUCUGCCUGAUGGAGCAAUAAACUAAUAGUGGUGUCACCGUCCCCCCAUGGUAUUGGCUCUGUGUGGAAAGAAACAGCAGAGUUGAAAGAACCCAGAGGAUAGGGGCUAUUUUUUAUUCUGUGGAUGAUGGCCUGAAACUGAUGUCAUUAUGAACCUUAAAUCAACUUUCUGCUUGCUUGAACAUAGUCACCUGGGUACGGAGGUACAAGGACAGGAAAAGGUUGAAGAGCUCUGCCUGUCUGGGUGCCAGAGCUACCUGCAGAGGUAAAAUUGAGUUGCCAGUCCGGUGAUCAAUCAAGUGUCCCAACAACAUACAUUUUUUAAAAUGCUUGUCUGUAUUUCCAACCUAUAAUGAGUGGAAUAGCGUUGUUGAAAAAUGAAAAGGGAGGAUAAACCAAUCCUGCAUUUAAAAAAUGGACAGACUGGGGAGACAAAAAAGGAUUUAGAGAUCAGUGUUCUAUGUCUACCAUAGAAAUCAGAUGCUGCCUUUUCAGGAAAAAUAGAACACCGUUUGUCCAAACAUAGAAUACAAUACUGUUUGAGAUUUUCAUAGCUUUACAUUUUAUUGUAAUUUAUGGUGUUAUCAUGAACAACCCUCAGUUUCAAGAGAUCCAAUGAGGACAAGGAAGAACAUAGGAGCAGGGGAUAGAGUGGGAGAGAAAUAAGGGGGUACGUUAGGAAGGAGACAGCUUGGUCCCAGUCCGUUACCCCUCUCAUCAGAGGAGUCUAUGGGACCUGUUUCAUCUGAGUAAACAGUGGUGUCGGGAUCACCAGAACUGGCUGGUAAUUGAGGGAGAGUGGGCCAUUCUGUCAGCCACACAGGCUAAAAAUACAUCGCCCACUGUCAAUGGGCACCAAGUGGGGGGAAAAUGAUUGUUCCCACUGUUGAAGCACAGGACACUCACUCCAGCAGUGACCUUCCCCAUCCAGACAAACCAUCAUCAUGGAAAACUUUCCCUUCAAGGAUCAUUCCCACCAUCAAAACAACAAUGGGACUUUAAUAAGACAAGUGAGAAGCAACAACCGAAGGAUUAGCAUGCUUUUGUGCAAACAGGAACAUUUGGCAUCUUUCAUGGCUGUGUCCUUUGAUUAAGGUACGUCAAAGAAUAAGAGAGAGAGAGAGAGAGAGAGAGAGAGAGAGAGAGAGAGAGAGAGAGAGAGAGAGAGAGAGAGAGAGAGAGAGAGAAUAUACAGUUUUGGCAGAAUAUAGGAGAGUGUGUUAGAAUAUUACAAUGAGGAAAGACACUCCUUGGAACGUGGAAAGGUUAUUGAUUUGUCCUGCAAUCAUUUCCUGCUCUUUGAUAUGCAAACGAUCUAGUGUGAAUUUACAGCAAUCCUAUCAGACUCAUUUCACAGUUCUUAGCCCCUGCGUCUCUCCAGAGUCCUUCGCCUCAUUAGGCCAAUGUUCUCCAUUACGAGCAUAAUUAAAAUCUUCAGUAGCUUAUCAAAUUAAAAAUAUUUUUGCUGAUCGUAUUGAGAUCUUCACUUCACAGUUAUUUUCCACAACAGGAAUAAAUUAAGACUAAGCAUUUUGUAUUACGAUCUGGCGCUUGAAAGGGCCACUUCUGGUAUCUAUAGAGGGAGUGAUUAAAAGGGGGGGAAUCCGGAGAAUAUAAACCCAUCCGAGAUAAGCAUGUGCAAAUCAUCUUUCAUUUGCCAUUGCUCAUUUUUAGAAUGGAUUUAAUUAAUUGUAAUGUUAAACGAGUGGUCUUUUACAUCCAGUUGAAUUCACAGCAUAUCCAAAGGGUCUUUCAGUAUGUUUUAAACAUGUGACUCAUUUAAGGACAGAUCUGAAUACCCAAUACAAAUUUGCACACAUUCCCAAAGUGGAUCUUUCAAUAUGCUAUUAAAAAUAUGAGUUAACCAAAUACAUUUUUGAAUGACAAUGCAAACGGCUAGAGAACAUACCCUCACGGGGGGAUUUUAUUUUUCUUAUCAGCUUUUGCCUCAUUUAUGUCAAAUGAAAGCAGGCUUCUCUGGCGCGGUGGUAACAGACACUGUACAUACGGAUACAUACACAUAUACAUUGUGUGCAAACAAUGGCUGGGUUCUCUUAGAGAUGGUGUACAGACACGGCAUUAUCCUUUCUCAUCCCCAAUCUGAGGGUGUCAGGAUCUCUGUCAGUCAGCAGGAGAGACAACAUGCUCUCUCAGUGUAUGUGUUCCAACACAAGAAAAUGUCUUGUCUUCUAGGGAUUUUUUUGCUUUCUAAGGCUGCUGUGUGAGAUGCAUGUGCUUGACUUGUUAAAUGAGGUUUAAGUCUUCUGUGUCAAUUGGAGGCGGUGCAGAGCUUUAAGUAUUUUGCACAUUAAUGCGCUUUUGAGAAUAUUACCCCAGGGUCCUGUUUCUGUAGAAGGUGGGGUGGUGUGGGCUGUUUUGGUUGUAACGUUGCUAUUGUAAACUUUUUGUGUGUGUUCUGCCUCUCCUCUUGUAGGAGAAAUGAUGGUGAUUAUUCAGAUUUCAUGCCUUGUCUGGAUGUUAAUUAUUUACUUUGGGCAUGAAAUGCGUGUGAAUGCCAAGGAUUUGUGUGUACGAACACGCUUCAGAUCACAGGGAGAGAGCAGGGGGGAGCAAGCACUCUCCGUGCAUUACCCUCUAGUGGAAUAUUUUUUAAUUAAUACUUGGCUUUGUUUACAGACCCUUUGAUUUAAUUAUGUGACGAAGAGAGUUGGAUUAGCUGUUAAUUGAUUUAGUUAUCCAAUUUGUUUGUUUCAGGCAUGAUUCCAGCGGAGCUUCAGCAGCUGUGGAAGGAGGUGACGAACGUGAAGGAAGAGAACAGCAGCAGCAACAAUAGCCACCGCGGCCUGGACCUGUCCUCGCCACAACCCCCCAAGAACCCCCUCCUCAACCAACACGCCUCCACCAACGGACAGUACAUGAGCCACUCUCUGAAGAGAGAAGGGUGAGUUGUCUCUCUCUCUCUCGCUAUCUGGCUUCCUCUUCCUCCUGAGCCAACAGCUUCUGUGUAACAUGCUGGGUACAAUAGGUUUUAUAUUUCCAGGGAAUGGGAUGUGACUGAAUGUGUUACUAAUGAAGUUGUGCUCAUUGAUUUAACAUUAAAGAUACCACAGAUUAUGAUAUUCGCCACAAUCUGACCUCUUUUUCUAAACUGGGGUGCAACUAGGCAUACAUAUGUCCUUUCUACUUCAUGAAAAAAAAAUCUAACUGGAACUCAUUAUGUGUGACAUUCUCUUUGCUGUCAUCUUUGACUAAAGAAAACAGGAGGCCUACAUCGCCCCCAUUUAAAAACUGCAAUUCCUUGAAGGGGUCUAAGUUGAUGGACAUGUUCCCAUAGGGCUUUGCCCACAGAUGAAUAUUAAUUUAUAGUUUGUAAGUACCUUCCUAUUUUCAUUAAGACACAUGCUUGUUCUGUGUUUCUGAAUCCAGCUGGGGAUUGCAGUGAAACACCUGGGAGCGAGGGAGUGAUUUGGAGUUUAGAUUGCAGUAAUGGAAAUGGGAUCAGCACACUAUUAAUUAGAGGGUCAAGGGUGCUGUUAUUUCAGUUGCACUUAGGAAACUGCAGCUGUGACUUGCAGGGCUCCGUUUGGUUAAAUACAAUUCAAAUUACCAACGUCCUCUCAACAACAGAAAAACACACACCCUGCAACCUUCGCUUUCCCUCCGGAUAGUGACGUUUCUGACAUUGGUAAAAACAUAUAGCAAUUUCACAAUACAAUAGAAGAGACAACUAGCCUUCUAUAGGUGUGGCGUUCAGAACAUAUUGAAGCCAAGCAAUUCAGACUAUACAGUUAAUCUACUGUAUUCUUUAGUUAAAUAUAAUUAGCAUCAUUUAUAUUACAUAACUAAAUAAAAACACAUUCUAACUUUAAUUGGAAUACACUACCGUUCAAAAGAAACUGAUCAAUAGAAAACCCUUUUGCAAUUAUGUUAGCACAGCUGAAAACUGUUGUGCUGAUUAAAGAAGCAAUAAAACUGGCCUUCUUGAGACUAGUUGAGUGUCUGGAGCAUCAGCAAUUGUGGGUUUGAUUACAGGCUCAAAAUGGCCAGAAACAAAUAACUUUCUUCUGAAACUCAUCAGUCUAUUCUUGUUCUGAGAAGUGAAGGCUAUUCUAUGCGAGAAAUUGCCAAGAAACUGAAGAUCUCGUACAACGCUGUGUACUACUCCCUUCACAGAACAGCGCAAACUGUCUCUAACCAGAAUAGAAAGAGGAGUGGGAGGCCCCGGUGCACAACUGAGAAAGAGGACAAAUACAUUAGAGUGUCUAGUUUGAGAAACAGACGCCUCACAGGUCCUCAACUGGCAGCUUCAUUAAAUAGUACCCGCAAAACACCAGUCUCAACGUCAACAGUGAAGAGGUGACUCCGGGAUGCUGACCUUCUAGGCAGAGUUGCAAAGAAAAAGCCAUAUCUCAGACUGGCCAAUAAAAAGAAAAGAUGGGCAAAAGAACACAGACACUGGACAGAGGAAGAUUGGAAAAAAGUGUUAUGGACAGACAAAUCGAAGUUUGAGGUGUUCGGAUCACAAAGAAGAACAUUUGUGAGACUCAGACCAAAUGAAAAGAUGCUGGAGGAGUGCUUGAUGCCAUCUGUCAAGCAUGGUGGAGGCAAUGUGAUUGCCUGGGGGUGCUUUGGUGGUGGUAAAGUGGGAGAUUUGUACAGGGUAAAAGGGAUCUUGAAGACGCCAUGCCAUACCCUGUGGACGGCCCUUGAUUUAAGCCAAUUUCCUCCUACAACAGGACAAUGACCCAAAGCACAGCUCCAAACUAUGCAAGAACUAUUUAGGGAAGAAGCAGUCAGCUGGUAUUCUGUCUAUAAUGGAGGGGCCAGCACAGUCAUCGGAUCUCAACCCUAUUGAGCUGUUGUGGGAGCAGCUUAACCGUAUGGUACAUAUGAAGUGCCCAUAAAGCCAAACCAUCUUGUGGGAGGUGCUUCAGGAAGCAUGGGGUGAAAUCUAUUCAGAUUACCUCAAGAAAUUGACAACUAGAAUGCCAAAGGUAUGCAAGGCUGUAAUUGCUGCAAAUUGAGGAUUCUUUGACGAAAGCAAAGUUUGAAGGACACAAUUAUUAUUUCAAUUAAAAAUCAUUAUUUCUAACCUUGUCAAUGACUACAUUUCCUAUGCAUUUUGCUAUAUUUCCUAUUCAAACUCAUUUCAUGUAUGUUUUCAUGGAAAACAAGGACAUUUCGAAGUGACCCCAAACUUUUGAACGGUAGUGUAUGUGUCAAACAGAGACCAUUUAUUAUUACAUGAUAUAAAAAAUACACUAUCAAUAUUUGAAAACGAUGUUGAUCUGAUGUAUCUAAGUUAGACAACCCCUCUUUUCGUUGGAGGCUUGAUGUGAUAUUUGUAGGUUUUCCAAAAUAUUUCCCUGAGCCUCUGUGUCUUUAAGGAAGGAAUUAAUUUGGCAUCCAACACGUUGACUUGCUUUCUUGCACUGAGGCGCUGAUCUCUGAACUGCUGGUGAGAAGCCUCCAGGCGCCAUGAGCUCACUGCACAACAUCUGACUUGUGUUUCACUGAUCAAAACCUGUGUGUCAUUAUGAAGGCAAUGCAGAUGAAAACACGUUUAGCACUCUAAACCAUCAGGCCUUGGGAGGUGGAGAGGGGUUCAAACACAGACAGGCAGAUAGAUAGUCCUCUAUGGUAGUAGUGGGGAGAUACAGGCCUGCAUGGAGAACCUGACUGACUAACUGAUUAUCUCACACAGCUAUAGCUUAAUGGGGGACCUUGGAAUGCCUUAUUUGGAAAGGAAAUAAAUGCUAUAUGUUUUACUGAUUACGGGAUACUAGUUCAUCACAUGCAUUUGUUUCAAUAUAAUGUGAGACAUUUUAGGUCAAGCGGUGUGACAUCAGUAUUUUGACACUCCUUUCUUAUAUUUUGACUAUGAGGUCACACAGAAUGUCCACAUUUCACUGAGAUAUUACAUGGAAACACAGAUAGAUCCACCUCUAUCCUUUGCACACACUGUCCCAGCCACACACAGCACACACACACACAUGCACACACACACACACACACACACACACACACACACACACACACACACACACACACACACACACACACACACACACACACACACACACACACACACACACACACACACUCACACAGCAAGCUCCAGACACCUCUCCUAGCUCAGUGCAGACAGUAUCCACAGGCCCUGAUGCAUUCAGUCUGCUCAGUUAGUCAGUCUGUGCUCUAGCCUCUGUGGCUGAAGAUUAAUCAGAGGGGAGGAUAUUGACACGCUCCCUUCAUCACCUGCUUCAGAUGUGACCAAACAACAAGUCCCAGCUGAAACAUUGGAGAAGACGUGCAUGAGAGGCUGCCUCCAAUGCCUUGCGCUCCCUGUCAGAGAUUAAAGAAGACGUCAACAGCAGUUUAACACACGCUCCAGUGAAGAAGGCAAUCUGGGGUUGAAUAUUCACAGAGUAUCUUAGAUCUGUCAGAAACCCAAGCAGGUGAUUUCUCACCCGUCUCUCUGUUCUGUGCCGGUGCUGUGGAUGGCAACACAACGUUUCCAAACGCGGCUUUAAAAUAUAGAUGACUGAUAUAAAUGAGAAUUAAAAAAUCCCUAUUAAACACUGUAUGAUGCCAAUUUAGAUUCAUGUAACCAAUAAUCCUUUGCUCAUGUUAAUUUCCACAUGCUUAAAUCAUACAACUAUCAAGAGCAUUUUUCAUCUCUUUUGAUGAUGCAGACUCCAUUCUAAACAGAAUCUGAAAUAUUAUUAGGCAUGAUUAUUCCAUAGAAAGCUAUAAGAGACGUCUGUGUUAUAAUCCAGGGAUUUGAAUAAUCAGGUUUUAGAUAAUGGCCUGGGCUGGGUGUAAAUAGAGAGCAUCCACUCAUCCUCCCAGUGCUGAACGUAAUGAACUUUUAAUUGAUGUGGUUUUGCAAGUCCUUUUGUCAUGCAACAGAAACAAGCCACUCUGAUGGACCCGUUUUCCCGGCUGGGCUCAGAUUGGUUUACAGCAAGCCCUAAGUACCAUGUAGUUAGUUUCAUGUGUCAUAUAAAAUCUGCCCAGGCACAGCGACGCCUGCAACUAAAACCUUAAGUGCAUCCACAAGCAUCAUUCACAGGUCUUUUCACUUCCGUCUUAAGGAAGGAGGAGAAAUUCAAUCACUGCAGAGACGUUGUUCCCACUUUUAGCAGCCUCCAAGAGCCCUCACUCGUAGCAGGACAGACAGGGAUCCUGACUGAAUACGCCCCAACAUGGUGAAGGCCCUCUCCCUGUCAGUUAGUCAUUCUUGCUGGUCCGAGCUUUGGGAUGUGAGGAGAGAAAUACCCCUGUGAGCCAGGUCUCUUUGAUUCGCUGAUAUAAAUGCAAUGUAUCCUAUCUGUACCUGACAUCAAGUCCCCAUCCCUGCACUGCACUCAUUUUGUGCAAGAGAGAGAUAUAUGGAGAGAGAGAGAGAGAGAGCAUCCUCCUUACAAAGCAUUUGGCCCACUUACUUCCCAGCAACCAUCAAUAACCACAGCUCAGGGACUUCAGCUCAGCAAUCUGUUAAGGAGAUAAAUAAUCUGAUUUGGCACGACACUCCCCUCUCUCGCCUUUAAUUUGUCUUACACCCGGAAAAUGAUAAUUAAAUCAUUUAGGGGUAAACCCUUGAGUGGCAGGAGAGACGAGAGAAUGGAGUUGGGGUAGUCAUCGAUACUCACUCUGAGAGAUGAUAGACCUUAUUUUGACUGGCUGUACAGACAGACCAUGUCCAGACUCUGACCCUGCUUGGUAGACACAUCAAUCCUCUCUCUGUUUGGUAGCAAUAGACUUAGACUGACUGUCCCAGUGAACUGUAUGAUCCCUAGGAUCAUACCUUGUUGAUGACCUAAAGCAUCUUACUCAAAAAUAGACAGAUUGUGUACAGUGUGCUCUGGUUGUGUGUUUGCCUGCGGUAUGGUAGGCCUAUGUGUUGUUGGUGUUUACAAAGUGCAACACCUGGAAGAUUUGGCCACGUUCUGUCUAGGUAGAGGCUUUUUGUUCCUAUUCUAUGCAGGAAGCAGAUGACACAGUUUCCCUCAUUGCUGUUACAAGAUCAUUAGAGUUCUCUUCCCCCAGGCAGCAAGGCAGCCUGACAAUAAUAGCAUCCUAACAGACCUGCCCAGGGUGCGAGUCACAUUUAACUCCACCACAGAAUUUGAGAGAGAGAGAGAGAGCUGAGGAAAGGAGCUGUUUUUUCUCUCCUAGUGCUGAAUGAGAAUGAGCUCACAAUAGGGAGAAACCUCACAGAAUCCCAGGCACUUCUCCUAUUACACUAAUGUAGCUCAUUUGGUGUAUAUUCUGUCAUUUACCACUGUUUAGUCAUUUGCCGUUUAAAAGUUUUCUUCUGCCGCCAAGCAGAGGCUUCCAAGCUCUGUGCUCACCGACUCCCAGCACACACUCCACAAUUCAAUAUCUUAUUAAUAAAGAAUUAACCAACAUGCCUCCUCGUAAAGAAUUAAAAAAGGAUCUCUUUAAAUUAAAAAUCAGCACUACAUUCAACAGUCCACACAUUUCCUUGUUAAAAAGUCAUUAUAAUAGAUCUUCUACCAUCUAUUUAUUAGCUGUAUCAAAACAGAGGUCUUAAUGUGUAUGCAUAAUUCAUAAUUGGAUUUUUUAAAAUAUGUCUUACUUUUGAGGGGGGAAAACUGUUAACCACAUUCAUGAAUGCUUCACUGCUCCCUAAUUGUAAUGCAAUUGUCACGUUAUGAACAAUGUGAACUCUUAAGCAAGUAAUUAUAACGCAAGAAAACCUGUGACGACCCUUAAAAUUUCCUUCUUGAGGUACAGCUUUACUCACAUCUAUACAAAUGAGAUUUUAAUCUGAACAACAGCGUAGUUUAAUCCUGCAAAAUUGGCACACCCCGAUUAAAUUUUUAUUUAUAUAUAUAUAUAUAUAUAUAUGUAUGUAUAUAUAUAUAUAUAUAUAUAUAUAUAUAUAUAUAUAAAAUGAAAGAUUGUUUCUGUAAUUAUAUGCGUUAGGAUUGGUUAAAUUGUGCAGAGGGCUUUUCAACCGUCAUCCUUAGUAGAGCAAAUUUACACACAGAGCAUAUCCAUAUGAAUCAGACAAUAGUAGUUAGACUGAAUGCCUAACGACAGUACUGUGGAGAUUUGGACCUAAUGAAUCUUCCCUUGCCCUCUCUCCCUUCUCAGCCUCCUGCAGAAUGGGUCAUUACGUAAGUAGCAGUGGUGUGCUAGACUAGAGAGCCACUAGCAGCACAGGUGGUAGCGAUAUAGGACAGUCCCCCAGACUCUUGUAGCUGACACUUGUACAGUGCCUGUGUCCAUAUGGCAGACUGUCUUGCUCUCUAACACAAACCGUCUACACGCGCAGGCCUCUGCAUUGUACUGUUUCUGGUUAUACUCUGUGUUUCCACUUGACUUGCCAUAUGGAAGAUGUUGUGUAGUUUGUUUUUCGGGACGAUCCUGGUAUUUACAGCGGAUGUUGUGAAGCCGUAAGCCUCUCCUCAGUUGUGCUAGUGUUUGGCCCCUGCUGAUGUCGGUUGGUCCGUCCGUCCGUCGAUCGGUAAAUAAGCAGACAGGGGCUGUUUGGUAUUUACUGUUUGUGCUCGACGGGAGGCUGGCAGAUGGAUUUUUGUUGUGGGACUGGCCAGCCCGUUCCUCCAGGUGGGUUCUGGGAUAGGGUUCAGCGGUCAGGGCGUCUCAGGGAACCCCUGGCUGCCUGGAUCAAAGUGGGCUGCUACUUGGAUCACUGACAUUAAAUAAUUACAGAUUGGGUCCCUCUCACAAGGGCUGCCCCUACGAGGGCCGCCACCUCCAGCCAGAGAGGAAGCAGAGAUCACAAGGCUCACACUGCCCACAGUUCAAAGGUCAACACAAAGACAGGCUUUUGUGUUGAGACACCACAAGGGGCAUUCUCCCCAAACCCAUCAGCAUCCUCCACUUCAAAUGGUGUAGUUCUGUAUCAUCAGCCAUUAAAACAUCCUCCACAAAGAGACUGUUAAUAGGCAGGCAUUAAUGUACGUCUGGCUUUCUCUUCCAGAUCUACGCUAGACGACCACCACCACCACUCUCACCACAGUCACCCGCUCUAUGGGCACGGGGUGUGCAAGUGGCCUGGAUGUGAGGCGGUGUUUGAGGACUUCCAGUCAUUCCUGAAGUAAGUUUCAUUGCUUUUAGGCUGCAUCUCUCUGCAGUAUGUUACGUUUGCUUCCUCAGACUCCAGUGUCUUGUUCCCGUGGGCGUCUGGCCCUCUUCUUGGGUCGAUUAAGGUUUCUCCUGGGGCUCAGUGGCACUACAGGUGCAACGGGUUGUUAUGUGUGUGUGUGUGUGUGUGUGUGUAUGUGCAUUUGUGCACAUGGGCAUGUACAUUUGAAGUCGGAAGUUUACAUACACCUUAGCCAAAUACAUUUAAACUCAGUUUUUCACAAUUCCUGACAUUUAUCCUAAUAAAAAUUCCCUGUCUUAGGUCAGUUAGUAUCACCACUUUAUUUUAAGAAUGUGAUAUGUCAGAAUAAUAGUAGAGAGCAUGAUUUAUUUCAGCUUUUAUUUCUUUCAUCACAUUCCCAGUGGGUCAGAAGUUUACAUACACUCAAUUAGUAUUUGGUAGCAUUGCCUUUAAAUUGUUUAGCUUGGGUCAAACGUUUCGGGUAGACUUCCACAAGUUUCCUACAAUAAGUUGGGUGAAUUUUGGCCCAUUCCUCCUGACAGAGCUGGUUUAACUGAGUCAGGUUUGUAGGCCUCCUUGCUCGCACACGCCUUUUCAGUUCUGCCCACAAAUGUUCUAUAGGAUUGAGGUCAGGGCUUUGUGAAGGCCAAUACCUUGACUUUGUUGUCCUUAAGCCAUUUUGCCACAACUUUGGAAGUAUGCUUGGGGUCGUUGUCCAUUUGGAAGACCCAUUUGUGACCCAGCUUUAACUUCCUGACCAAUGUCUUGAGAUGUUGCUUCAAUAUAUCCACAUAAUUUUCCUUCCUCAUGAUGCCAUCUAUUUUGUGAAGUGCACCAGUCCCUCCUGCAGCAAAGCACCCCCACAGCAUGAUGCUGCCACCCCCGUGUUUCACGGUUGGGAUGGUGUUCUUCGGCUUGCAACAUCUCAUCUUUUUCCUCCAAACAUAACAAUGGUCAUUAUGGCCAAACAGUUCUAUUUUUGUUUCAUCAGACCAGAGGACAUUUCUCCAAAAAGUAUGAUCUUUGUCCCCAUGUGCAGUUGCAAACCGUAGUCUGGCUUUUUUAUGGCGGUUUUGGAGCAGUGGCUUCUUCCUUGCUGAGCGGCCUUUCAGGUUAUGUCGAUAUAGGAUUCGUUUUACUGUGGAUAUAGAUACUUUUGUACCUGUUUCCUCCAGCAUCUUCACAAGGUUCUUUACUGUUGUUCUGUGAUUGAUUUGCACUUUUCGCACCAAAGUACGUUCAUCUCAAGGAGACAGAAUGCUUCUCCUUCCUGAGCGGUAUGACGGCUGCGUGGUCCCAUGGUGUUUAUACUUGUGUACUAUUGUUUGUACAGAUGAAUGUGGUACCUUCAGGCGUUUGGGAAUUGCUCCCAAGGAUGAACCAGACUUGUGGAGGUCAACAAUUUUUUUUCUGAGGUCUUGGCUGAUUUCUUUUGAUUUCCCUAUAAUGUCAAGCAAAGAGGCACUGAGUUUGAAGGUAGGCCUUGAAAUACAUCCACAGGUACAACUCCAAUUGACUCAAAUUAUGUCAAUUAGCCUAUCAGAAGCUUCUAAAGCCAUGACAUAAUUUUCUGGAUUUUUCCAAGCUGUUUAAAGGCACAGUCAACUUAGUGUAUGUAAACUUCUGACCCACUGGAAUUGUGAUACAGUGAAUUAAAAGUGAAAUAAUCUGUCUGUAAACAAUUGUUGGAAAAAUUACUUGUGUCAUGCACAAAGUAGAUGUCCUAACCGACUUGCCAAAACUAUAGUUUGUUAACAAGAAAUUUGUGGAGUCGUUGAAAAACGAGUUUUAAUGACUCCAACCUAAGUGUAUGUAAACUUCCGACAUCAACUGUACGUGUGUGUGUGUGUGUGCUUGCGUAUAUGUUUGUAUAUGUGUGUGAGUGGGUGUUGGGUGUGUUGUUGUGCCUCUCUAUGAGGGUGUUGGGGUGUGGUCUCCACUGGGCCCUGCAGGGGCCUCUAAUUCCUGUGAUAAGUACCGUCCCCAUGGUGAUUCUGGCCAUUUCCCCCAAACAAAUAACGGGAGGAUGUUUAUCUGGGGCACCCAACACUCAGGGCGCUCUGCAUGUUUGCCCUUGUCACUGGACAGGGAUUGGUGUGUGUGCCUUCGCUUCCCUCACUCAGCUCUUUCUCUUGCUUUCUUUCUGUCUCUCUCUGUUUGCUUUUCUCUUCUCUUCUGCUCUUUAUUUUUGUCUCUCCACUGCCUCUCUCACCAAACAAGCUGUCUUUAGAUCACGCCUUAAUAACAGCACCAGAACUAACUUAUUGUCACGUCUCAGAUUCAGUAGUUUUACUCAUCAACAACAUCAAUUAUAACCAUGCCGUUGGACCCUCUAAAACAUUUACAUUUUAGUAAUUUAGCAGACGCUCUUAUCCAGAGCGACUUACAGUAGUGAGUGCAUACAUUUUCAUAUUAUUUUUGUUAUACUGGUCCUCCAUGGGAAUCGAACCCACAACCCUGGCGUUGCAAGCGCCAUGCUCUACCAACUGAGACACAGGGGAAUCAAUCUCAGGGUCUUUUGGCUUCUUCUUCUAAUUCAUAUCCACUCUGAACUGGGCUUGUGAUGUCCAGGCCUGACCCUGUUUACUAAUCAACAUUGUGUGCAGUGUUCUGUGGGUAAUCCAACCCAUAACACCACCCUGGCUACAGAGACAGAGGAUGAAAACAUCUGUGGCAGCAGAUCAAUGGGUGUCUGUCGCCCCAGAUUAGUGGCACUUUAAACAAGAUAUGACACAUUUCCAUUAUCCUGGGCCUAAACUAAAACAAGUAGUCAGGGCACACAGAGGUCCCUCACAAGAUACAGUAGGUGGAGACUUAACAGUCACUACAGUUCUGCUGUUCCUACUCGGUGUUUGGCUUUUCAUUUCAUACUAUGCAGCUGGUCACUUUGAGAGAAGUUUGUUUUGAAAAGUGUCCUGAAGUGUUUACAGCACCGCAAAACACUUUGAGAUAAUUUUUUAUGAUAAUAAUGGAAGCUACCCUGGAUUUAUGUGUACUGAGAGAAAGCACAGAAAGUUUGAGUUGUUUUUUUAAACUCUGUUUAUAACACAUUUUCACCAAGUUCUUCGACUUAACAAAUUAGCAAAAAUAUGUCUAUUUUGUUCUCCCUUCACAUUCCAGUUUUGGGAGUGUCACCUUCAAACCAUCACUAUUUAUUGUAUUCUGACAUUGCCUCACACUUUGUUUAUAGAAGUGAGAGGAAUUAAAAUCUGUGUGCCCGGUAAAGCUCUCCUUAGAAAAAAGCCUUUUAGUGCACUCUGCAAUGUUUUUACAAGUGUUUUUAUCAUGGCAACAUCUUGUUUACUUUAGUUGCCUGCAUAAACUGCUUGGAACAUGUUAAGAAAACCUUUGGAGAGAGUCUCCACAAAGCCGUCUUUGUGUAACAGCAGACAAGAGAGCAAGCAGCUCACCAAGGUGUUAACUCUCAAACCCUUAAGCACUUCCACAUGAAACCCAGAGACUGAUACCCCACGUCUCAAAAAAAACAAAAACACAAAUAAAUACAAUGAAUAAAUCAGGCAUAUACUAACAAUACAUUUAUAAAUGAAUGUUCAGGCGGAUAGACAUGUUGGAAGUGAACUGGAGGAGACAGUAGAGACAGCAGAACACUAAGUACUGUAUAGGAGAGUGGGAAAGGUGAGGAGGACUCUAACGUCAACCAGAUUUCAGCUCGCCAUGCCAACAGCAACAACUAACACGGGACUGAAAUAUUGUUUUAAACUGUGUGCGUAUUUAUUCUGUCUUUUAAAGAAAACAUGACAUACCUACAUGCACUAUCUCGAUAAAUAAAAAGGGCCAAAUCCUGUUUUCAAUUCAGUGCUGUGAGAGGUGGGGUCCGGUUUGUAGUAGAGCUCACUGUUUUUAUGAGGGUCAAGACCACCUCUUCAGUGGCCUUUCAAAGGUCACAGCCAGUGAAACACUGCACUGCCCUCUAGUGCUGCACCCUCUGCCUCUCUCUCACUUUCAUAAAACUAACUAACUCUCAUACCUCAACACUCUCUGAGAAUUGCUUAAGAAGAAUAGGCUAUUUGGUGGAUAUGUCUUUUGUAGACAAUGUUGUUCUUCAUAUUUCUCAACAUAUGUCUCCUAAAAGAUGUCUCUUAAAAUCAUUGAACAAUAUUCUUGAAUAUCUUAUAUUUAAAAUGCAGUUUCUACCCGAUGUGCAAACAGUUUUGUUGAAAACAAUGAAAAUAGAAAUUAAAAUGUACACAAUGAUCAGCUACAGAGUAUAUGGACAUGUGCCAUAGGGCUGGUCCAAAGUAGUGGGUCCAGUGUAUAUAAUUAAAACCAGUAGAAAAAGAAAGGCACCCUAAAUGAUAAGUAAAAAGCUGACUGUUUAAGGAAUGUCUAUUUAACUUGUUUUAUUGUGGCAAUUUACAUUAGGGACUGUCAUCCUGCCAGAAAGCUUUUAAAAUCUGCUUCAUUUCAAGUCCAGAAAGUGACACAUGCCAACGUUCAUAGUGUCUCUCGAUGUCAAUUCCCCGUAUCCCCAGCUAGCUCCACGUGUCCAGACGCUCUUCGCAGGGCUGCAUUAGGGGCCAUUUGAAUAUUUCAUUUCCUAUUAAUUAUGCACUGUGACUCUCCAUGUCAUUAGAAGAAAAAAAAUGUGAAUGUAACAAAGGAUGAAGAGAAGUGAGGUGCAUGGCUUCCAUGAACAGAGACAUUCCAAAGCUCAUCACGUAGGGCACCCUUCAUUGAAAAUGCAGUCUAUGCCGGUUAAAUAAAUUGAAGUUGAAACGUCUUUACCUAUUUAUUAAAAAAAAAAUGGUAAGAUGUGCUGAAAUGUUUACCAGUUUCAACCUACUUAAUUCAAUGGUAUUUUAUUUAAUUCAGAUAAAUGUGAAGCUGAGAGUGGACAGAAUUGAUUUCAGCAGGCAGGGUUAUCGUUCACGCUUUCUUCAGAUGUGCCUUCAUUUCUGUCUUUUUGUCAAAAUAAUUAAAUUGAAAAUACUAAAUAUAUAUUACAUACUAUUUACAAAUAUAUAUACAACAGCGCCAUCUGAAAAGCAGUGUAUUUUCCAUAAAGAUUUAAAUCACUGUGCCCAAGGUUGAAAAUAGUCCACUAAAAGAGAAACCUUCACAUUCAAGCAGAAUGCCAUCAAUUUCCCCUCCCUUCACAUUAUGUCAGUUUUGUGUGUGUCUGUGGCUUUUUAAUGCACAAAUGUGUUGUCGGUGUGUUAAGCAAUCGGCCCACAACAAAACUGCCAGGGUGGCCUUUAGAUUUAUUGGGCCAUCAUAUCAGCCCGGCCUGCUAUUGCUACUGCCCCGGUCAGGUCUGGCUACUUUGAUUUGCAAUAAAUGACAGAAAAAGUGUAUUUGAGAAGGCAGGCACGUCGCACACCAUUCCUCCCUCCGCCGGCACCACUGUGAGUGCGUAGAGGCAUGCAUAGUGACAGUGACCUACAUGGUCACUGAAGAUGUGAUAUAAUUUAUGAUAUAUAUAAUAUAUUGGAUCCAUUAGCGAGCAUAAUGAAGUAGUGAAAUGAAAGGGUAUUUGUGAAAUCAGUUCAAACAUCCUGCUCGGAUUAUGAUUAAAUGAUUAAUGAAAUGCCCCUGCAUAAGCAUUUUCAAACAGUAAUUCAUGCGGAGGCUGAUAAAAAUCCUCCAAUCAUAUUUCCUUCACUCGUGAACCUUAUCUCCACCAUUUUAUAUAAAUCACGGAAAAAAUCCUGUCUGCUGCCGGGCAAGCUACUUAUUUAGAUUAGUAAAAAUGUGCAGGAAAAGAGAACAUCUUCGCAGUAUAAAAUAAUCAUGCAUAAUUAUAUUCAUAAUUCAAGUUUGUGACAGAUUCCAUCUCUCUUCUUCUUGUUGUCCUUUGCCUUUCCUUCUGGCUUCAUUUGAGUUCUCUUCAUCUUGAUGACAUAAUUAACUAAAAAAGCCACCAAAAUAAGGAGAAUAUGCCAACCAGAAAUCUUUGAAAAGAAAGGUUGCACAGUGAAACACUGCAUAAUUUCCAAAAUUAAUCCAACCUGAAAUUCUUAAGUCAUUUUUCUUAGCUAUGAAGUUAAGUUUGAGCAGAUAUGGCCACCUCAUGAAAUAUGGAUUCCAUUCUUCUUUGCUUAAAGAAUUCCUUUUCAGGUUAUGCAGAUAUUGUUAUAUAAAUCCUGGUAAUAUUAGGGUAGUUUUAUAUUUCUGGAUCUGCACAGUAUUUACUCAUUAUUAUCAGCAUGUGUGUUCACCAUUCCUACUUUAUUCCCACAGUACCCAUACAGAGGUAUUACUAGAUCACGUAAUCACAUAAAGCAUUAUAGGAUUUGGAUCAAAUUGUAUAAAAGGCUGCAUUAAAACCAUGUGAAGACACAUUGAGCUCAGAAUCUUUGUUUUCUCUGUUCUGUUUCCUCUCAGGCAUCUCAACAAUGAGCACGCCCUGGACGACAGGAGCACAGCCCAGUGUCGGGUGCAAAUGCAGGUCGUACAGCAGCUGGAACUACAGGUAUUGUCUCUCGUUUUCACCCAAAUAUGCGUGGCUCCUUUCCUGACACUUCCUCUGUCUACCGCUCCCCCCUCCCGCUCCCUCCAUUUCGCAGAUAUGAACCAUGGGUCACACAUUGAGGGGGGUGAAAGAAUGAAAUUAUUUUGUACAUUUGUGAGUAACCAGUCAUUAAAAAUGUGUUAUGUAUGCAUGACAGCCAGACAAAGAUAUAUGAAGGGCUCCGGGGCUAAGUAGAGAAGAUAAUUACAUUUAGAAUUUUACUGGGUUUUAAGGUUAUUUAUGACUUUAAACUGUUUGGCACCAACAAUAAAACACUUAUUGAAAUGCUCAGGCAGCAGCCAACGAUGGGCUUCCUCAGUGUCGACUAGGUUUAUUGGAACAAAAAGAUACGAUACCAUAUUUCUCACAAAUAACAGUGAUCAGGAAUAUUAAUGUAGUCCUCCCUAUGAGUGGCCUGAUAGGCACUUCGUCCAUACGAGGGACCCUGGAAAAUAUACAUAUGUACAUUAAGUAUGCGCUAAUGGAAAAAGGGAUGGCACAAUUUUGGUACAUUAGUGUGUGUAAGUAAGGGCUGUGGAGAGGUGGGUCUGAACACUAACUGGUCACAAUGCCCACUAGGCAGGAAUCAGGUGUCUUUGGGGAAGGUUUGCACAUGUUAUAUUACAACUGAAAGGUAGACCUAACGAACCAUGCCAUUAACUGUUCUUUUUGUGUAAUUUGUUGUUGUUGUUGCUGCUAAGCAGGCAUUGUAAUCAAUGGCAUUUGUAUGUAUAACAGAUUCAAUGCUGUAUACACUUCCAUUUAUCAAGAGUACAAAGCAAUGACGAUUAACAGAAUUUUAACCUCGAACAACGAGGUUACAAGUUCAGUUAAGCAUUUCACAACACUACCAUCUUACUUAUUAUUUAUGCUCUGGUUGUGUGUCAUUGAGAGCGACUCAAAGUGUGCGAGUUUAUCAGACACAUCCUGAUUCCGCCUCCUAACCCAGCGUAUCUCUAUAAUGUGACCUGGCAGCUACUGUAAGACAUAGUGGACAGUUUAGGACAGGUAGGCAGAUCCAGGGUUUGUUAUUGGCAAUGGGACCUAGAGUAUAGUUUAACCUUGAAGAAGAGACAUCGCCAGGUAGACUUGUGCAUGAACAUUAAGGUAUCAAAAUACACAAAGGUUUAUAAUCAGAACAACAUAUUAAAAAACUACUUUCUACUGGAUAUAUGACAUACAGUGAGAAAGAACAUAAUGUAUUGGAUUGUACUACAGAGAAUUAGAUUUUUGUUCAUAAAGGAUUUAAUGGCUGUUUUUUCCUUCUCAUUACAGCUAGCAAAAGACAAAGAACGUCUUCAAGCCAUGAUGACGCAUCUCCACGUUAAAUCCACAGAGCCCAAACCCACCCCACAGCCAGUGAGUAAAAGCUCUAUCAUAUGCCUGUUUUCCGUCCUCCUCUUCUCUCGUUUGUCUAAUUGCCACACAUAUAUUUAUUAAAAUAUUUCCUCAUCUCUUUAUUUAUCUGCUAAACAAAAGCAGCUGCUCACUUGAGAGGAGCACUUAAUAUUGUUUGGAUCACAUAUUUUGACAUCCCAGAUUCAAUUUUGUUCUGAUGAUUAACUCAGAGCACGUGGUAAUAGCAUUCAGUAGUGGCUGAACUAGUGUUGGUAUGAGCUGACACCAUAGACCUCUGUAGCAUGGUAAAAUAUAGACGUUUCUUUGAAAUUGAAAAAUCUCCUCAACAUCUUCAAUUGGUUGUGAAGAUGGUAUACUGGGGAUUCCACCAAAUAAGCUUCAGAAAUACAACAUGUUUCUCAAAUUAAGAGCAAUUGUGAUGGCUGUUCAAUUCCUUAUCUUGCCACAUUUUUCGGACCAUAACACCAUGUGUCUUAUAUCAGCAUGAUAUAACUUAAUGUUUAAUCCUUGUCUUAUAGGGGUACCACUUAACAUACAGCAUACUGCUAUUUUGUCAUGUUUAAGAAGGAGCCCCAUUACCAUAGUUCAGUCAUUGUGACAGUUCAUUCAUAGUGCCGAAGGCAUGAGGGCCAUUACACUGCUGGGCUGAACACAGAGGCACACACAAAGAGGCACACUCACACACUUACACACUUACACAGAGAGAACCUCUCCUCUGACGAGUUCCUUUCAAAGCCUCAAUCAUUUAUUUACAGUCAGUCUGGAGCUAUUGACGGGCAGAGUCUCUGUACGGCACGCCACACAGCGCAGGAAGGCAGGCAGGAAGGCAGGCAGUCAACAUAAAGUGCCUGGAGAUGUGACAAUAGGCUGCUUGUUGGAGCUUUGCCUCUGUCACACACACUGAUUGUGUAGAUUAGGCUUCGGAACGAGUGCCUGCCACAUGGACAUUUGUAUAUGAAAAGUAGCUGGGGCAGCAGAUAGCAUCUUGACUUCUCUACCUCUCCUCUCCCCAGGGCCAGUGGGAAUGGUUGUGUCAGGGCUCUGUGUUAAAGCUCUGCGGGGUGGGUACCAGACCAGUGCUGGUUUUAUUCAAAUAAAUACAUUUCCUGCAUUCUCCAGCGGUGGUGCAGUGCGUGCUGGUAGUUGCUAUGAUAAAUGUGUCUAGCUGUGGUGUGGCUCGGUGGCUGGAUCAGUGGGGGAAUCUCACAGGUCAGGGCCUGAGUCCCAGCUGGAGCUCUCAGUUAGACAAGAGCUGGAGAUGACCUCUGAGUUAGACCUGGCUUUAGACUAUAGACUGUUCAGGGAGUGGGUGUUGAUGGGAGAAAAAACAUUCAGUCACAUCAAACAACAGCAAUUGCCUGCAUUUUACAGUUACCAUUUUACAGUUACUAUUUUACAGUUACCAUUUACAGUUACUAUUUUACAGUUACCAUUUUACAGUUACUAUUUUACAGUUACCAUUUUACAGUUACUAUUUUACAGUUACCAUUUUACAGUUACUAUUUUACAGUUAGUCCUAAUUAAAUACGUAACAGAUACUGUACAUACACAGUGUCAACUGAAUAUAAUUGAAUUUAUUCCUAUGAGCUGUAAAAAAAAAAAAAAAAAAAAGAGAAAAAAAAGAUGAAGACAAUACUGUGCAUAAACAGUCAGUGUGUGUGUGCAUGCGUGUGUGUUUGUGUUUGUCUUUGUGUGGGCCCACGCGGGGGUGGGUGUCUGUAGUUGGUGUCACUAAGCAUUCUUGUCAGAAGUCUGACCUUUUUGCAGUACAUAAUUAAGGAGGGACUUUUUGUUUAUUUUCUUUAGCAGUUUGGCAAGUCAAAGCCAGUAUAAUUAGAUCACCAAUUACCAUUUAAUUAAUUUCUGUCUGAAGUCUCAUUUUGUCUCUGCACUGGAGUGAGCCCAAAUGCUGAGGGAAAGAAAGAAAGGCUAUUACCAGGCUGUCUGGCCUAUUGUUGAGGGCCACUCACUGUUUUUGGCAGGGGAAUAUGGAUGAAACAUGAAACAAAGACUGCUAAUCCACAGGAAAAUAGGUCUAUUGAUAGUAUUGUGUCAGAAAACAACCAACACAAGUGUGAUUUAUUUGGCCCUUGAUUUAGAAUAACACACUCGUACAGUAGUGAAUGUACCGUAUACAUUUAUGUGCUUACAUGAAUUGUGAAACACAUCAUUUGUGUAGAACUCUGCCAAAAGGGAUAUUCUGGCCUCAGAAUUCUUAAUAAACAUUACAUGCUGUAUUUACACAUAUCUCUAUUGAUGCAGAAAAAAACAGACACAAUACCCAUGUUUUAGCAGGUGUAAUGCAAAUGAAUACAAAUACACAGACUACAAUUAAUUCAAAAAAUCACACUAGCCGUAACCUCGUUAAGUCAAUGUCAUGUCAAGGAUGAAUAUAGCAGUGGUGCCAGCCGUGCAGGCAGCCCCAGAUAUCUUUAUUAUAUACCUGUCUAUCAUGUGGGGCCAUCUUGGUGGUAAUGACUGCUAAUAGGGUUGUGGUAAUUGGGUGGCCGUGGAGGAUCCAUGUGGGGGUUGAGAUGUUAAACACUGUCUGUUCACUUUCACCUGCAAGCCCUGCAUCUCCACUGUCACCUACAACCAUUAUCAGCUAAAAUUAGAUAUCUGAUACCUCCAAAGCAAUUGACAACCUUGGCAUUUCAUACAUUUGUUAGCACAAUCCACAAAUGAUUGUCAAAGAUGAGACUCCUCCUGCCCACUCUCUCUCGCUUUCUCUCUCUCUCUGUUUUUUCCUCCCCUCAUUCCUUGCAGACUGAAGUCAUGUUUAAUUUGGGAACUGGCCUCCUUCGGCAAAUGAGCAAUUAGAACAAUUUUGUGGGAAUAUGUAUAUGUGUCAUUAGCUUUCCUGCAAAUUAAUAGCUGGAGCAAUGGGUCAGACUCGAAUUUUCCACUUGACUGCUGCUCCACUGUGGAGGCUUGGCAGUGUUUGGAAGCAGCCACAGCUGCUGGAAGCCAUGGUAUACGUUCAGAGCACUUGGCUUAAUUCGUUUACCUUGUAGCCAUUAUUACUAAUAUCCCUCCCCACACCCCCACCCUUGACAGAAAAGCCACCCCUCUCACUCUCCCUCUCUACCAAAUAUUUGGGAUCCGUCUUGCGCCAGACAGCCCAGGUGAUGGGGUCAUUCAGAUACAGCAUUUAAUCAUCAGAUCACCUCCAUAAGCAUCUCCUAAUUAGAGUCCUUACAAUACAAUUUCAGCUUGUAAUUAGCCCAGAUUGGCCGCUUCCUUUCCGUGGCUUAUUAGUAGCUGCUCAGCGGUAGGUAAGAAUCACAUUGUCAUUUGUCAGGGCUGUUAGGGCCGCCCAUCUCCCCUCGCCAGUCGCCACGGGGAUGUGAUGCCAGUAGAUCAAACAAAGGGAAGAAAACAGAGAGCUGGGAGCUGAGCCGUUAGAGAAUGAGCAGGACUCCUCGGUUGUUUUCUAAACGUUUAGCGACCGUUCACGGAUCAUCCUCAGGGUUGCCCAUAAUUACAGCUGUGAUCAGACUAGCCAAUGAGGCGUCUGAGACGCUGGGUAAUUAACGAGCUCUUGUCUGUCUGUCUGUCUGUCUGUGUUUUGUUUUGUUUACUCUCCCUCCCAGCUCAACCUGGUGUCCAACGUCACCCUGUCCAAAACAGCCCCGCCUGAGGCCUCGCCCCCUCUGAGCCUGCCCCAGACCCCUACCACCCCCACGGCCCCCCUGACGCCCCUGUCCCAGGCCCACUCCGUCAUCACCCCCAACAGCCUCCACCACAGCGUGGGCCCCAUGCGCCGGCGCUACUCUGACAAGUACAACAUGCCCAUUUCCCCAGGUACUGGACGCAUAUACCACACACACACACACACACACACAUACAAUUUCAAAUCUAGCAGACUGGAAACGUAUCUAUAAUAGCUACUGACUAUGGCCUUUCUCUAUGUUCGUCUGUAUGUUGUGUUUGCUCCCUUUGUACAGAUAUUGUCCAGAACAAAGAGUUCUACAUGAACGCUGAAGUCAGACCUCCCUUCACAUAUGCCUCGCUUAUACGCCAGGUAAGGAUCCUUUGGUCGGAUGCCUCCACUCUGCUCUUCUCUGGGCUGGUAACUUGCAAUGUAUUUAAUCUGUCACUUAAAGGAAUAGGGCCUUUAAUCUGCUUCAGUGGCUUCUGUGGUUAACAGAACACGCAGUAGAUAAAUAUUCAGCCAAGACACAGACUGCUUAUUGUCCACUUAUUUUCUCUCCCUUCCUUGUUAAAUUUCAAAUACAAUUUAGACGCGCAGCAGAAGAUUAACCAUCUGCAAAUGAGUGCAAGAAUGCACUCGGGACUCCAAAAACGGCCAUAUAUAACAUUUGCUUUUGAUUAAGCAUUACAGUGGAUGUGAUUAUUAUGAAAUUCAUUUCACACAACAGUAGGGACGAACCUGUUUUAAGAUGGCCAGUCAAUUAUCGGCCAGCCCGCAGUAAUCUGUGAUCUCAGGAAUUUAUCUGAGCCUGUCAUAAUUGCUGGCCUGUAAUCUGCCUGAGAAUUGUUUUUGCUUCCCUCCAUUUACACUGAAAAAAGAAAUAUAUUCAAAUUGUGAGAUUUGAAUGGGAACCAGACAGUGUUCCAUAAAGAAAGCGAGAGGGCACACAUCAUCCACAUCAUCACACGGACAGACGAUGCACUGUAGUCUGUGUUCUUUCAGGAGAGCACACACAACCUUCAUGCCACUUGUGAAUAAUAUAUUGUUUUUCAGAGUGAACAAAAUGUUAAAUGUUGUUUCUGUCUCUUUUUUCCAGGCUAUCCUUGAAUCACCGGAAAAGCAGCUAACACUAAAUGAAAUUUACAACUGGUUCACACGAAUGUUUGCAUAUUUCAGGCGCAAUGCCGCAACAUGGAAGGUAAAAUAACUCUUCACUUUGACUUCCUUAGACUAAUAUAAAGGGCAGGGACUGUUGUGUUGAUCUUGUGGAAUUAAAUGAUAGUCAAAUAUAUCAAGUUUAAAAGCAAUGAAUGAACCUUUACCCAAUUCAUAACUGUGCCUGCUUAUUCUAUCCGAAUAGAGACACCUCUAACACAAACACUGUCUGUAACCUCGCAGAAAAAUGAUGAGGGAAAUUGUGCAUUCUUGUAAAAGAAAAUCCCCAGCUAAUAUUUGGAGAUGUUUUUGGUGGUGGGUGGCAUGAGUUUAACGCUCCACAGUGCUGCCAGGGACUCCUGGCCGAGACCCUCCCACAGAAUUUAAACUGAGAACACCUUUUCCACUGGGCCACACACACACAGGCAGACAAACCCCAGAGAAACAGAGAGAGAAAAAGAGAGGGGUUAGAAAGAGAGGAGAAGCGGAGGAGUAGGAGAAAAGAGAGUGAUGAAGCAUUGAAGGCUACCCUCAUAAGGCAGGGAGGGCCUGUAGUGUAGCGUAUCCACAGUGCAGCUGUGAAUAAACCCCCAAGCCCCCCCCCCCACCAGCCCCCCUCCACAGCUCACUGUCCUCUCUUUUUAACUUCCGCUGACAGCCCUACCAUAGGGGCACAAUGAAGUUUUAAACACCAAAUCCCACACUGUGAAACACUGCUGAGAGUGUAGCAUAGAGAUUCACAUGCACACACACACAUGCAUGCAUGCACGUACACACACACACGCACACACACGCACCACACACACACACACACACACACACACACACACACACACACACACACACACACACACACACACACUCAAUAAAGCACUCAGAUGACAAAGGACCAAUACUUAUACGGAGUUCCAAUCUCAUGUGUCAGUCUCAUGUGUCAGUGAUUGGUUUAUUUAAAGGGGCAAUCUGCAGUUGCUACAUCCAUUUUCGGACUUAUAAAUAAAUUAGAUGUACCCAUUGAUUCUUAAAUAAUAUUUAACAUUUAACAUUUAAGUCAUUUAGCAGACGCUCUUAUCCAGAGCGACUUACAAAUUGGUGCAUUCAACUUAGGAUAGCCAGUGGGACAACCACAUCUUGAUCACAGUAAGUACACUUCUUCAAACAAUAUAACUUAUAAAUGCCUCAUGAGCUUAGUUUAACUGUCGUACCACAUCAGAACCCAAAGUAUAAGCUUCUUUUAUGCAUAUUUUAAGCAAAGUAAAUGUUAACAAACACUGUAUACCCUCAAAACAUGGUUAAAACUAUCAUUUUGAUAGCAUGGAUGGUCACCGUUUGCAUCCAUAGCUCUGUCUUUGAAUUCUCCAGCCUCAUCCCUCAGCUUUUUACCGAAACAGUGGCGCUUUGUUAUUGUUUCAACUGCUGAUUGCCACUUUAAGAAAAGUAACCUGCAUACUCUGCCAAUGGUCUUAUGAAAAAGCUUAUCAUAUAACCCAAAAGCUAAAGCUUUUGGAAAUGUGUCUUCUCCAUUAUUGUUAAAUUGUAGGUAAGGUCAUAACUGAAACUGACAAACCAAACAGACUGGUUUAUUUGAUCAAGGUCUUUGUUCAGUCUGGGUUUUUGUUAUCAAGGUCUUACAGAAGGCUCUUCUCAAAUGGCUCAUCAUAAAUUAAAGCUCUAUGAAUGAUAUUUUAAAAGGAUGUUGAUGAAAUGAAACUGUAUUGCCAUAGUAACUGGAAAAUAUUUCCACAAUGUUUUUGUCAUUUGAAACUUUUUGGCAGUCUACUGCCAAUAUAUCACUGAUACUUGAAAUAAUGUACUGUAUUAUGUCCAGGUUCUAUCAUGUGCCUGUCUAUAAAUGUUUCUUCUCUGAGAUGAAAUGGUUCAUGAUUAGACAUUUUCUUGUGUUGAUAGAAUUUUUCUCUCCCUUCUUUUUUUUUACACCAACUGCAGAACGCAGUCCGGCAUAAUCUUAGUCUUCACAAGUGUUUUGUGCGAGUAGAAAACGUUAAAGGGGCUGUGUGGACAGUGGAUGAACUAGAGUUCCAAAAGAGAAGGCCACAAAAGAUCAGUGGGUAGGUCUGCCAUCUCUGGCCGACUCUGGCGUUUGUCUGGUUGUGGAUCUAUGGGAAGAGGCUGCUCCAUGUCAUUGUCUGCGUGCCACGAUGUCCCCCAAAGUCGCUGUUUGCUUUAGUGUGCAGCAUCCCCCAUGCUUUCAGUGUCCUACCCGUGGUGGUGUACCAAAACCCACAUUGGCUUGUGCUUAUUUUCAUUUUGAUCAUCUCCCUCUCCUCCCUUGUCCCUCUGUCUGUGACUGGUGUUGGUCUGUCUGUCCCUCUGUCUAUCUGUCUGUCUGUCCCUGUGUUGUUGUGUUGUGAUCACUGCAUCUGCAUCUGGCUGCCCUGAUGCUUGUCUCCCGCUCAGGGUGCCAUUCGCACCAACCUUUCCCUGCAUAAGUGCUUUGUGAGAGUAGAGGAUGAGUUUGGGUCCUUUUGGACUGUUGAUGAUGAGGAGUUUAAACGCGGCCGCCACGUACAGCGAGGCCGCCCUCGGAAAUACACCGCUGAUGAGAACUUUGAUGAGCUGCUCGUACAGUAAGCACUUCCGCCUGGCCCACCCUGCCUGCUGACCCCCAACUCCCCCCCAGACCCUCGCCCCCCACCUCCUGCAUGCUCUGCCUCUGUGUUCCCAUCAUGCCUCUGUGUUCCCAUCAUGCCUCUGUGUUCAGCUCUUCCUUCAUACAUCAUGCUUUUACACAACCUGCUUCCAUCAACCUGUUUUGUCUUCCUUACAAUGAAUUGAAAUUAUUCUGUGUGCUUUUGGUGAUUGAUAAAAUUGCAUGAAUUGUAUGAAAUGAAUGAUGAGCAUUUUCUAAACUAAAGUUGUUGUCUGCAGAAGUCCAGCCUUAGUGAAGAACAUCCAGACCAGCUUGGGUUAUGGGCCGGCUCUCUCUGCAGCCUUCCAGGUAAAUGUGAAUACUGACUCAGUCUCAAGCUCUCUGGGCGUUCACUACUUUACCUUUUACCCUUUUACUGUGAGGGAAAGAAAGGCAGGAAAUAAUAAACAUAACACUGUGUCCACCUCCUAUUCCUGGUCACUCUUCCUUGUUUUGGAUGUACGGGUGGUGGGAUGGCAGGCUGAAAAGUGCUGACAGUUUUCUUCCGUUUCACCGUUUUAACACUGUGCAUGCUUUUCAGGCUUCAAUGGCAGAAAACAACAUACCUCUAUACACUACUGCUUCCAUUGGAAGUCCCACCCUCAACUCCCUGGCGAAUGCCAUCCGAGAGGAGAUGAACGGAGCGAUGGACCAUGGAAACAGCAACGGUAGUGACAGCAGUCCAGGACGCUCUCCCUUGCCAGCUAUGUGAGUGGCUCCUUACUUUUUAUCUACAGUAUUUGUUUAAGACUGGAGGGAAGGAAAGAGUUUCAGCUGGUCUCCACUGAUUCAAAUAGAUUCCAAAUAUAAUGGAUUUUGAUAGAACAUUUAAAUAUCCACCCAAAUGCUUUAGAAUUUGAUAUUAAAUGUAAAUGUUAUACUAAAUGAACAGUGCUAAAAAGGAUUAUAAAUAAAGAGAGGAUGAUAUUGGCGCAGAUGAAUGAUGGGUCAGGACUGUGGCUGCAGCCCUCCCUGAAAAUGGAAACUCCACCUUCUGGAAGGUUUCAAAGCCAGGCAAGGCCGGGAAGAAAAGACCGGAGCCCUCUGUUAUUUCAACACAAAGUUUAUCAGCUCUCCUUUAUUACGGUUCAAAAAUGUGUCAUGCUGUCUGCUGAGUCCUGCCAUAAUCACCUCUUCAAUUUGUUAAAAUAUUUACAAAAUGCCAGAAAGCAUAGUGACAAAGCUGCUGUCUCCUCCACACUGAAACAUGAGCUGCAACACGUUCAAAACCCUGUGAGCCAUCGAAAGAAAAACAACAAUAAAGCAUAAUUAGUCUAGAAGAAAUAGUCCAAGAUUCCCAUGUAGGAAAGCUGUGGUCGGCUUGGAAACCGCAGUUCCCUAUUCACUUGUUGUAUAGGAGUGUCUGCUAAGUUGUCUGAAGCCUAAAAUAAUACGGGGCAGGCAGCAUCGUUUCCAGAUGUGGGGCAGAACACCGUUGUGCAGCUAUGCUAGAUUUAGGGAUGGCCCCGUACAACAUCAGAGCUAGAGGGAAAUUGUGCCGGAAAACAAAAAGGUGCAGUAUUGAGCUUGUGGCGAAAUGGAGAAAAGUGGCAUCCUUAAUCACUGUGAACAUAGCUUUGGGCAUCGCUCUGGAACAGGAAAGGCAGAGACAGGAUGGGUGUGCUGGCCCAAAGGCUGCCUGUGUCUCUCCCUCUCUUUAUCUUGAGGCUGAUAAAGCCCAUAUUCUGAGCUUUUUCACAAUUACUGUAUGUGGAUAAGCUUUAUAUGAGUACAAAAUUUGUCAGAGCGUUCAACUUCAGUGCGUUCACGCAAAGCCACAUUUCUUCUAUCUUCUAUGAAGCAGCACGCCUUCAAACAAACGUUCAGGUUUACUAGCUAGCACCCUCUAUCACUCUAAAGCCGGCUCCUUCUCUCCUCUCUAUUCUCUGAGAGAUGCACCUCACACAAGCUACAGAAUCACAACAUCCUCGUCCCACCCGAACCAAACCUGGCUCACAGACCCAAAACCUCACAGCUCUUCAACUAGUGUACAGACAACAGGCUGGCUAUGGAGUGGCCCAGGCCUUACAGGUGUUUACCAGCUGCCUAUCUCACAGCCCUGCAUGGUCUUAGUCAGAGUUAGGCUUUUAACACAGAGAGGAAACCAAGGCUGUUCUAUUUUACAGGAAGACUAUAAUCAGGUAUCCAGCCUCAGCCAGCUAAUUAAAAGCAGAGUGUGGAAUCAGCAUGCAGUUCAGUAGCAUAAUAAUAACAAUUUCAUGUUUGCCCUGCAGCUAGGGAUUGAGACCUGAGGCGAUGUGACUUGUGGAGUUACUUUGAUCUGAAACCAAUAGAAAAGCUGACUUUACUUUUCUCCCUGUUUUAUAACACCAAACAUUGUCAGCUCAUUUGCAUUGAAAGCUUGUCCAUUUAUUUACCCAUCAAAGGGUAAAUAAAUCAAAUUUGUUUGACAAUUGUGGGUAAAUAAAUCUAAUGAGACUGGGGUGGAACAUGCAUGUCCCUGGUCGCUGGUCAAAAUGGGCUCAGCGUCUCAUACUGACAUCUAGUGAUGUGGGAAAUAAAUGUAUACAGUUACAUAUCGCUAUAUUAUUUUUGGAUGAUAUUAUAUCGAUAUUUGACUCCAUGUAUCCAUUUCUAAAAAUAAAUGGUUCGAAUGGGAAAUAUCCUGCAGCUACAAAUAAUGUACUACCUCCUCUCUGCGCCAGUCGGGCCUCCUUCACGUGUGCUUUAUUCCUGCAGUGUUUCUGUAAUGAGAAUUUGGCAGAUCUCAUCUCUUUAGCGCCUCCUUUGCCCAGGCAGUGGGCUGGGUUCAUGUUUUGCCUUGUUUACAACUGACAGCGUUAUUAUUCUCAUAAGGGCUCUGUUUCAUAUCACAGUGUUGUGUUGAGUGUGCCUUUCUGCUCUGCUCGCGCACCUUCCUGCCAGCGCUCUUCUUCUUGUAUUGACACUUGGUGAAAAUAUGCAUUCAUUUUGGAGUUUAAAGCAUGUAUGGCGGUGUCUGGUCGCUGUGUUUGCUUGAAGUUGAUUAAUGAUAGAAGCCGGCUCGGGGUCAUCCUCUGGAGACCCGCCUCGCAGGUUGUGCAUGUUAACGAGUAGGAAGGGGAACACACAGCACGCCACUGAUCCACCGCCACCAGGAGGCUGACAACAGCCCACUCGCUCCCUCCGCAGAGUCCAUUCUUCUCUCUCCCCGUCGCACGUUGUUAAUCUUCCUCAUUUAUCAAUUCUAAGUGAAUACCCAGUUGUCAGCUGCUAUGAAAGUAAAGCCUGCAGGUUUCCUGGGAUUGGAAUACCUCAAAAGAAGGUGAAAUUAUCAUCAACACCAGCCCAGCCCAGUGAGGCGCCUCUCAGAGAUUCAUUAGAGCCACUCAUUUGUUUUUGUUCCUAAUUUCUGAAUCAAUACAUGUCUGUGAUUCUGAUUUCGACAGAGAAUGAAAGGUUCAACAAGGGUUUAACCAGCUAAAGAUAAACUAACUGGAACAUCCCCUGUCUGUUUGUGUUCUGUUUCCACGCAGGCAUCACAUUAAAGAGGAACCACUGGACCCGGAGGACCACGAAGGCCCCCUCUCCCUGGUGACGACGGCCAACCACAGUCCAGAUUUCGAUCACCACAGAGAUUACGACGAUGACCAGGGCCACGAUGACAUGCUGUAAGGCCCCCAGGGGCCCAUCCCAGAGGCAGAACUAACCUUAGUCAUCUGUGAGACGCCACAACGUCACAGAUAACACAGAUACAAGACUGCAGUCUCAGCCUUCUGAUGACAGCUAUCAAAUGUUUCCAACUGACUUUUAGUGCCAUUAAAUACAUAGUGAAAAACACAAGAACGAGAAUACGUCCCACUUGGGAGUAUUUUUGAUUUAUAUCUACUUUUUGGUUUAAGUGAACGAAAAUAUGAAAAAAAAAAAAAAGUAAUUUCUACUCAACAUGCGUUGGAUGGACAUGUUUGGUACUGGGGACUUCUUCUUGGUCAGUGUGGUGGUUUCAAAUCCAGGAUGGACUUGGACCUGCACUGUGCAGCCAGUAUGGACUGCAUGCAGCCCACUCAACCACACUGAGCACGGACUGCAGAGGGGUUCUCUCUCUCUUUCUCUCUCUCUC